Xyrichtys novacula (pearly razorfish) is the source of this 46121-nucleotide messenger RNA. The record is from the annotation of a GenBank genome assembly. NCBI's taxonomy places the organism in Eukaryota, Metazoa, Chordata, Actinopteri, Labriformes, Labridae.
GAGCUGCGGAGCGGAAGUUGGGUCAGGUCUGUCAUGGCGGCGGUGGAGAAGUGUAAUCUCUGAACACCUCUGAAGUAAACAUUGGACGCAAACACCGCAAGCGAAAUUUAAAAAGAUUUUUAAAAUGCAAACUUCCAACAUGGGUUUUAAGUAACACUCUGACCUGCGUGUGACCAAGGAUCUAUCUGAAGAGAGAAGCGUGUGUCCUGACUCAUCCUCCGAGGUAAACAGCAGCAGCUCAUGUUGACGCUGCGCUGAAGCUCUGCUACUAAACUGCAAUCCACGAGACUACCUUCUGUGUUUUUACAAUCAAAACUCUGUUAAAUAUCUGCAAAUUUAGCCGAGGUUUGAUAUUUCAAGUGGACGCUUUAGUCCAGACAAAAUACUAUCCUUCAAAAUUACAGUACUGCUAGGUUAAAGCAGUGAACUUGGUUCACAGUGUGCUCCAAGUAAUCGUACUGUCACGAUUAAGUUUUGCUCUAGUCUCAUUUCUUUAACGUGUGAAGAGGUUUCUUUUAAAAGGAAACUCGGGUGCACAAUAACAGUAGGAAGAAGAAGAGAGCGUUAUUAAUAUGCUUGGUACAUGGUAGGGAAUAUGUUUUUAAUGCUAUAAGCUUCCUUGAGUGUAAUCAAGGGCGUGUGCAGGCUCACGCAGGGUGGCCUCAGCUGGGUGCAGAAACAUGCGGAGUGGCAUAAGAUGGGUGUAGAUGCAUGCACGGUGGUUUAAGAUGGGUGCAGACUCAUGCAGUGUGGCCUAAGCUGGGUGCAGACUGAUACAGAGUGGCUUAAGAUGGUUUCAAGACGUCAGUGUUGUAAUUGCAGCUACUCUUCACAGCAGAGUGGCUGCGUUCAAUUCUUCGAAGCUUGGUUCUUUAAAAGGUUGAAAAAACAAAACUAUUUUCUAAGGGGGCUCAGCCAAAGCUACAGACACACACAGGAACUACGACACAGUCUUUGAGCAUUAACAUUUUCUAUACAAUUCAAAGUACUAUAAAAUAAUGCCAAAUUUGUGCACACUGUCUAUCCAUCAAAAAUGGAUUCUGAAGUAUAGGUACACUUAAUAGACUGAUUCUUCUCUUACACAUACACAUGGAAAUUUCUGGUUAAAUUUGGUAAAUAUUCAAUUCAGUUUAAUUUUCUUUAUCUAUGUCACACAUUUAAUAGAAAUGAGGUCAACCAAUAAUGGUUUCUCAGGGCCAAUACCGAUACCGGUCAUUAGUUCACGAGACCAUUAACCAAUAUGUGGAGCUCAUAAGCAUGUACAGUAAUUAUACACUAGCAGUGCAGCUGUAUCACAGGUCAUAUGACAUCUAGUCAGUCAGUGUUGUGAAGAGGACAUUUGGUGAGAAAAAGAGGUGCAAGAAGACAGAGCCAGAAGGGGCAACAGCAGCUGUGCACUUAAUAAAUCAGUUUAUCAGAUACAGAUAGUCACCAAAAUGCUAGAUUUAUAACACAUUUUUAUAACAUACCCUGUAUUUCAUAAACACUGACCCUCAUUAACUAAAAAACACAACCCAGUUGAUCUUUCUUUCUUUCUUUCUUUCUUUCUUUCUUUCUUUCUUUCUUUCUUUCAGUUGAACUUUGAAGAAUAGCAGUGCCAGUCUGUCUGUAGGUCAAAUCUGUCUCUAUGUUACAUUGACAUCUUUGACUGCGGAUGACCCACAAACUUGUGAGAAUACCAGUUUGAUUACUUUAAGGCACUUUAACCACAAGUCCUAAGUCCAGCAGUAUGAGUGACUCCAACAAUAAGGUUGGUCUGGUCGUCUGAAGACAAGCAAAUGUCCAAUAUCUGCAUUUAGAGUUCGUCUGUAGUGUAUGCUUCUGUUUCUUCUCUGAGUUACUUGACCAAAUGUAAAAGAAUAUGACAGUAAAAAAAAAAAUCAAUGAUCAAUUCUGUAGAUUAGUAGGGUGAAAGUAUAUAUUGUAUUUGAACUGGUCUUCUAAAAAAUAGACAGUCUGCCAAAAUGAUAGGGUCUUCACGGCAGGUAUGAAUUUGUCACAUACACAUGAAAUCAGUCCCCAUUUAAAGUUACUGUAGGGAACUUUUUGGCUUGUUUUGUUCUGGUGAGUGUUGAUGUGGUGACUGGUUUCUUUUUUCAGUGGACAGUGUCUGCCAAUAAUCAGAGAAAACUGAUUGUGACCAACUUUUAAUGCCAAUAUCAUGUAUUUUUGUUGUUGAUUUUAUUUUCUUGCAUUUGAUCAAAUACUGCAGAAGUUUACUGUAUUAACUUAAGAAUUACAUUUUUCCAAAUAACGACAGAAUUAUUUCAGAAUUAUAAAUAAUUUCUUUGCUAAUAAACAUUUUUCUGAAUUAACAAGAUUAUUGUGUUGCUGAUUCAGAAAAACUGCAGAAAUUUUGUUUUAUUUGUUCUUGUAAUUCAGAGAAUGUUAUCCUUUUAAGAAAUCAGAGAAAAAGUCUUAAAAAAUCAUUCAGAUCAUAAGAUAAUUAUUUAAUUAAUUCAGAAAAACAGUUGUUUGUUUUCUGUCUUGCCCCUGUAAAUUGCAACAGUUUUAUAUUAUUAUUCCAUGCACACUACAAUUUGGCUUACCUAGCUACCUUAGCUGGUAACAUGAUUUAGAUGGAUCUUUAGUUCAUGAAAUAGAAAAACACUUAAGGUUAGUUUGUAGAUUGCAGAGCAUGACUAACAAGCUACACCAAACUGCAUGAUUUUAUCUGUCUUAAAGAAUUCAUAUUACACAUGUUGGUAACUUUUAGAUGAUUUAGGAUAGAAAACAUGUUAUCAUGGUGUCAUCGUGAUGUAGCUGCCUGCAGUGUCUGCAGACAUUAUUUGUCUUUGUUAACCAGCCCAACCAGCUGAUCAGUCUGUCUGUUCAGGUGACCUCUGAGGGCAAAGAUAAGCACCCUUUUCUCUUUGUUGGUCAUGUCCUGUACCUGUCUGACCUCCUUCACACCAGCACUCCUCUCGCACUCUCAAGUCCUCUUCCUCUCUAACCCACCCAUGUAACCACCAUGGGCUCCAGAGCCUUGAGUCGCUCUGCUCCCCGACUCUGGAACUCCCUCCCACCAGAUGUCCGUAAUUUUAAAUGUCUCUCCAUUUUCAAAUCCCCUCUAUAAAACCCAUCUUUUCAAACUAGCAUAUUCAGUCUGACUGUUGUUUUAACUGUCAGUUGUCUUAACAUUUUUUAUUGUAGACAAUUUAUUUUUUUGUCUUGCUUUAACUUUCUCUUCUAAGGCGACCUUGUGUAAUUUGAAAGGUGCCUAUAGAUAAAAUGCCUGAUGUUGCUACAUGCAUGAUAGUGGUGUUGCGGGGGAUAAGUUGGUCGUACAUCUUUACACGGUCAGCUGUGUCUCUCCUCAUGAAAAGUUGCUGUUGAAAAUGUAAAGUGGGGCUGUUUCUUCAGUGUACUGCUAGCAGGUAACCUUCCCCUCUCAGCAGUUUCAGGCAUUAAAGGGGACCUGCCAUAAAAAUAGAAUUUUUUGUGUUUUUUGUGUCAGAUAAGGUCCAUAUUAUGUUCGUCUUAUGUUGUAAAUGUGAAAACAAACCGUUACGUCGUUUGCAUUCUGUAAAGGUUCAAAAUAAAGGAACGGGUAAACCAGGCCAAUUUAAAAAGCCGGUCCCUCUGACGUCGCGCUGACGUUGCUCAUUAUUAUUCACGAGCACGUCCUCGGUGAGCCGCGCCCACUCUCUCGUUCUCGUACCCAGUCACAGUGAACGUCACCCUCCAGAGCGAGACCCAGCUACCACUGUAUCCGCUAUGGGGCUCUUCCAAACGACCAGUGUUUCCUUGGGUUUACUGCUGGGAAAAUGAACUUAAAGCUGGGCAGAAUGAAUGAGAAAACACCGCUGGAGCUCUCAGGCUUCUUCUUCAACUUCCACCUCCUCUUCGGACUCGGGGUCUAAAAUAUAUGGUUAAAUACCUGCCAUUUUUAGCCUUUAGCAUAAGGUGACCAGACGUCCCUGAUUUCCAGGGACAGUCCCCGUAUUGGAUGACCUGUCCCCGGCAAAAGCUGUCCCCGAAAAUGUCCCCGAUUUAAGUGUUUCAUGAAUGAGAGCAAAAAUGUUGCGUGUGGGCACGAAAAACGGUUAUUACAGUAGCCGAAUAGGUAGGAAGCACAAGUAAGCAGUCCUGAACAACAGUUUUUAAGGGGGUUAUUACAAGGGGCAUGCGCUGCUUCUAAAUAGUACCGAGACUUUGUCUGUGAUCACACAGCCCCUGCAGCCCCUGCACCCGCCGCCGCCGCACCGAAUAUUCCCGGAUAUCAUUACAGACAUCUUGGCACCUUACUUUAGCACACGUUAGCAUAAUGGAUAAACCGAAAUCCAAACCUGCACUGCUGAGCCAAUCAGAGCACAGCAGGCUUCACAGCAGCAAUCCAAUCAGAGCAAAGCUCAUUACCAUAAAUGUUAAUGAGCCAAAACCAGUUGGUUUUCCUGUAAGGUUUUUUAGGCAUACUAAAAUGGUUUGAAACAAACCAUCAAAUAACUUUUCAGCUAAAAUUAUGUUGCAAACAUGAUCAGAGGACAUUAAGGAUUAUGAAAAAAUGAUAAAAAUGGGUAUGAAAUUUUGGUGGCAGGUCCCCUUUAAAAUUUACAACAUAGAAGUUCUUGCCAACAGUCCUCAAGAGGCACUAGUAUUGAUUUCAGUCUAAAAACUACUCACAGGACCUUUAAAGAAAAUGUUGUUUUUACAACAUCUGUGUUAUUUGUGGAUGAGGACAAGAGCUGCAGUGAUUUAUUGAAGGAUUGGUCUUUAAAGUGUCUGAGAGUUAUCUGUUUUCACUCGACGUUAAGUCUUACACAAAAAAAAAAAAAAAUGAAUGCUUAAAGCUCCUUUCAGGAACUUCUUACCACUGUUGAUCUUGGCGCCCUCAAAGGACAAGGCAGUAUUUUCUAAUAUUGUCUUCUGCAUCCUUGAACUGUGUCUUCUGACCAUCAAAUGUGGAAUGUCUUUUAAAAAAAAAUUCUGGAAACUUGAAGACAGGGUCGUUUCUCUCGCCGCUCAGCUGAGAAUAUAAAAAUCAUCAGUAAUGUCACUGAUGGUGUAGUUUGCUCCUGUAUGUCAUGAAAAGGCUUUGCUUUAUGAAUUUCCAUCUGUUCCAUAGAUGAGCUUAACUGGUUUACUGUUGCCCUAUAAAGUUUUAAUUAUUUGAAACAAGUAUCUUAAAGUUGAAAAGUUGUCAUUUUGGUUCUUAAGCAUUGUAAAGACGAAUGAUUGAUCAGCUUUAGGUUAGUUGGAGCACCUGGGGGAAAAACAGGAUGUACAUUAUAUUUAAGCUUAUGUCUUCCCAAGGAAAGGAUCUUAUGUGGAAUCUGAUCAAGCAAAGUAAUCAAUCAUUUUGGUUUUUAAAGACUUGGAACCUUUUUGAUUUUAGGUCGAUGAAGUGUAUUGCAAAGAGAUGCAACAAUUGUUCUCCACAUCAGCAAACCACAUCUUUGUCAUGAGCCCCCUCUCCCUCCUGCAGCAGUGGAGGAAGUAUUCAGGUCUUUUAAUGAAGUAAAACUAUAGCAUCGCACAGUGACAGAUGCAGAGUAGACAAGAAAAUGCUCAAGUAAAUGUCCCUGGUUACUGUCCUGAUCACAUGAGCCUGUUUUCACAAAGUCAUGUGAUCAGGACACGGGUUUUUCUUUCUGAACCUCUUCCUCUUCUUCACUUAAGGUUCUUUGCCUCUGUUCUAUAAUCAGCAUUCAGCAACUUUUUUUUUCCCUGAAGGCAGAAAUCUAAUAUUGUGUGUCAUAAGUAAAGGCCCAACAGUUAAAACUUCUAUGAGGAGUUUGUAGGCGGCUAUGAAACAGUAUUACUUCUGAUGCCUCUAUAAAACCUUGAAACCUUAGGUAACUGACUACUACUAUCAACUCUAUGUUAUUUAUAGGGCUUAUGUCAUACACACAUGCAUGCAGGCUAAAAUGCAUUACAAAAAACAGACAAUGAGUGGAGGUGGAAGAAGUCAGCAACCAUUUUGAGCUGUAAAAGUAGAGGGUUUAGGUGCAUAAAAACAGAGCUAUCCAAGGGUAGCAGUGACCAAAGUGUUAACAUGUCCUUUAGACUGUUUUAGAAGACAGGAUCAUGAAAAUACAUGUAAAACCUUGCAUCAAUCAGUUUUGCAGAAUGAGUACUUCUUUUGCUAGCACUUCACUUUAGGCUCAGUUUUCAUUGUAAUAUUUCUGGUGUUAUUUCUCUGGGUACUUCUACAUAUUUGUGAAUAAUCAGGGUGAUUUUUUGAUGUUGUGACGCGGUCAGCAUCGUAUCAGCAUCAGCCCUCAUCAGGCUGAUAUCACUGUCAUCUUUCCAAAUGAAAAGCACAUUUGACAGCAUAUCACAUCCAAAACAAAAGCUGGCCAGAGUUUGAAAUAAACUCUGUUAUAAUGUGAAAGAUAUUGACGUUCAAUCAUUUAACUAUUUAUCGCUCAUAUUUUUUUUUUCUUACUAAUUUUAGAUCUCUGGGCAGAAAUCCUAAAGUCCCUUAUUUUUCUAUAUUUAAUAAAACACUAUUAGAUUUUGUUUUUUGUCUUUGUUCCUGGAUAUUAUUAGAAUUCUUUUAUUCCAAAAUAACAAUGUAAUAUUGACAUUAUAUAUCAACCAUUGGCCAACCUGCUCUUGCUUCAUCAGUACUGGCAUCAUUGAAAAAGUGAUAUCAGUGGACUGGUCUUUGCAGGGAGGAUGGCAGUGACAGAUCCUUUUCACUGGAGACCAGUGAAUGAUCCAAUGGUUUAAUCAUUGGGCACCCAACUUCUGAAAUGUUAUUCACAGCCAAGUUUUCUUGAAGGAAAGGGAGAUGACUAGAUAACUAAAGUAAAGUAAGAAAAGUUAUUUCAGACCCAGAUUAGGGUGAUAAAAGCUUUGAGAUGGUAUGGUGAACCAGAGAAAGUGUUGAGUGUUUUCAGAGCAAUCCAAAGCAGCAGAAGUUAACAUGAAACAGGAUUUUCCUGCUGAGCUGCUGCUAUCAACACCCACUCAGAAGGCUUUUUGUGUUUUUGCUCCAGCCAAACAGCUCUUUUCAUUGUUGCAGUUGUAUUUUAUUGUUGUAUUUUAAUGGUCUGUCUCCAGUACCCCCCCUCCAGUGUCAGCCAUGUCUCUGGGAGAGCCCACGUCCGACUCGACGCCGUUCUUCUCUGAUGACAGCGAGGCAGAGGGUCAAGAGGAGCGAGGCGGUGGUGGGGGAGCCGAGGGUCAGCGGACGCACGGGGAGUCAGCCAGCGGGGUGUCCAAAGCCCGAGCUGUGUUGACUGUUCUCAUCCUCUGCUAUAUCAACCUGCUCAACUACAUGGACAGGUUCACUGUGGCAGGUAUGGCACACCUGCUGCACCAGCACCGCCAAUCAGACGCUUUCAAACAUCAAGGGAAAUUCUAUGGGGGGGGGGGGGUCAUGCAUUUAAAUGUCUCGACAUGAUUUUCAGAUCAUAAAAAGCCUCAAAUUUCUCACAGUGGUAUAUUAAAAUAUCUGGCCUCAUUUUAGCUGCUGUCUCUUGAAGGUCCCCUCUCCACAAGCCCACUUUCUUGGUCACCUCUCCAAUAAGAGGCUUUCCUGAAGCAGGCUGAAGGCAGAGUUCAAUGUUUUGGCCCCGCUCCCUCUAUUGUGGUUGAUCAGUUGAGCAGUGGAGCAGCAUUACCCCCAUAGAAAUCAUGCAUGUUUUAUUUAUUUAUAUGUAUACAGUGAAUCCGGAAAGUAUUCAUACCACUUCACUUUUUCCACAUUUUGCUAUGUUACAACUAAGGCUGCACAAUAUUGGAAAAAACUAACAUUGCGAUUUUUUUCAACCCUGCGAUAUAUAUUGCGAUAUUAAAAAAUACAGGAAUUUUCACCAGAUGACCUGAAUAGCACUUUAUGUUAUGCUGCACUGCUGAAAUCUUGAGGACAGUUAACAUGCACUGAUCUUAUCUCUUUUUGUGAAUGUUAGUAGAAUGGCUUCUGUCUGUCUUAGAGAUAUUUUUAGUUUUUAUUGUUCUGGGACGUUAUUGUGGAAACAAAUGAACACAGAACACGUGUUUUGGUUGACAUCAUCCUUCUUUUAACCGAAAUAAUUCCAGAAAACUGACUUUCCUUUUCUUUUUGGCAUCAAGUCUUCAUCUUCUGUGAUUUUCUCUGUUUGUUGCUCAGUUUGCGAUCGUUGUUUUUGUUGUUGUUACCACUGGGGUUGUGCUGAGAAACGCAUAUCCUCCGAGAAUCGCAUGCAACUCACAAAACGCGCACUGCUUAUAGUAGAGUGGUCCACGGAAAUGUACAAUUUAAAACUCAUACAGUUCUUAUUUGUUGGGCUAAACCAGGGGUCGGCAACCUUUAACACCGAAAGAGCCAUUUGAUCCGGUUUCCACGGAAAAGAAAACACUGGGAGCCGCAAAUACUUUUUGACAUCUAAAAUGAAUGAACGCAUUUAUUAAACGAACAUGAACACAUUUUGAACAUUUUGAAUUCUUGAAAAAAUAAUACAAUGUCUGAAUGUCUCUUUCAAAUAAAUUAAAAAGCUGAACUUAAAUUAUCCAUGUAGCAAACAAAACCAAAAAAAAUGCCGUGAGCCGUCAUCCUUAUAUCGCCUUUGGGCUUUCAGAGCAUGUAGCGGAGCCUUGACCUGAAUUUAAAAAAUAAAUUGGGGAAAAAAGCACUGUGUCACUAAACAAUGAGAAAUAAAUAUUUGCAAACUAUCUGCAUAAAUAUUUAUUUAACCUGGUUAAUGGGACUUCUGCUCCUGAACCUCUGCGCACAGAGUCUGCAAAUCGGGGCUGUACGAAGUCACUCUCAUCUUUACGCAAGACUGUAAGCUGUCAUCUGUGAGGCGUGAGCGGUGUUUGUUUUUAAUGUAGUUCAUGGUGGAGAAUAGCUGCUCACAUACAUAUGUGGAUCCGAAGAUCGACAGGACUCCAAAGGCAUAUGUCUUCAUGUUCAUGUAGGUGUCGGGGAUGGCAUUCCAUGUUUCAAACACGAGUUUGUCCGGUCUUGGAAGGUUCUCAAUAUCACUCCAUUUGUGAAGCUGAGCAAGAGUGGCCUUCUGGCGGGCAACAUCUUCAAGGUCCUCUGUCAAGCGUUUGAAUUUGGACACCCACAUGUCUUUGUCGGCUAUGUCAGCCAGCUCCAGCUCCAGAUCAGGUUGACUUACACCUGCAAAUGCAGUUACAUUUAGCAGGGAUGGAUCGAUGUUCAGGGGAGUGACGGGGAAGGACAAUGUGGUUUUUUCCUCUCUGAACUCACGGAAUCGUUUCCCAAACGAUGCUUGCAUUGUGGUGAUUGCAGAAUGCAAAUACUCUGAAUUGAUCACCUUGUGAGCUUGUUUGAACUCCCUUAAAGAGGGGAAGUGAGACAGUGUGCCUCUCUGUAAAUCUCUGGCUAAAACUGUCAGUUUGCGCUCAAACGCUAACACCUCCUCCAGCAUGUGUAGCGCUGUGCCUCCUCUCCCCUGAAGAGUUGUGUUCAGCCUGUUCAGGUUCGCUGUCAUGUCCACCAUGAAGUGCAGCUUUUCCAGCCACUCUGGCUGUUCCAGCUCAGGAAAGGUUAGCCCUUUGCUGCUCAUGAAAGUUUUCACCUCUCCCAGACAUGCAGCAAAACGUUUCAGCACCUCUCCUCUGGACAGCCACCGGACUCUGUUGUGCAGCAGGAGAUCAGAGUAUGUGCUGUCCACCUCAUCCAGUAACGAACGGAACUGGCGGUGAUUUAAACCUUUUGCCAUUAUUUUAUUUACAAUCUGAAUGACAAGAUUCAUGACCUCUGUGCAUUCUGAAGGAAAAGUUUGCGCGCACAAUGCCUCUUGGUGCAGGAUGCAGUGAAAAGUGAGCAGCUUUCUGUCCAGUGACUUCUGCAGCAAAGCCACAAAGCCCCUGUGCUCUCCAGUCAUAUUCGGUGCCCCAUCAGUAGCCACUGACACUAGGUGGGUUGUUUUUAUUUCUUUGGCUCGUAAACAAUCAAGCACAGCCUCACAGAUGUCCUCCCCCCGUGUCUGGCCUUUUAGUGGUAUCAGCUCAACCAUUUCUUCCUGUGGUCCAGCAGAGUUCACAUAUCGGCAGAACAGCGCUAUUUGUUCAAUGUCACUUUUGUCUUUGGACUCAUCACAGGCGAUUGAGUACGCUGCAGCUGAAUUGAUGUCUUUAAUUUGCUGUAUUGUGAUAUUUUGUGCCAUUUUUAUGGUUCUGUCUUUGACAGUCUUCGCAGAGAGAGGCAUCUCUCUGAUUUUCUGCACAAUUUCAUCCUUGUUUUUAAAGUCCGCGAAUAGGUGUUCUGAAAUCUUAAGGAAUGAUUGUUUCAUAUAAUCUCCAUCUGUGAAAGGUUUCCCAUACCUGACUAUUUCCUGAGCGGCCACAAAACUUGCAUAUGUAGUUGAAUUUGCAGACUUCACCCACUUCUUGAAGUGAUUUUUCGUCAGAUCAGCCUUCCGCAUCAGUCCCGAAACAGCUUUUUUUCUCUCUUCUCCCUCUGGAUAUUUUUCAGCAAAGGCUCUAUGUGUAUUGUUGAAAUGUCUUGCGACAUUUGACCGUUUAUUGUUAGACAGCUUUUCUCCACAAAUUAGGCAUACUGGUAGGCCACUCUCAUCAGAGGUAAAUGCAAAUGAAUCUGCCCAGGCAUCAAUGAAUGUUCUAUUUUCUUCAGAUAUUUUUCUUUUCUUACAUUUCUCCAUACUUGGCCUUGCUGGGGUUGAAAGUCGCGACAAAUGGACGGCAUACCGGCUUUCGCGAGUAUGACGUUUAUUUUGAGCGACGAAAAACAAUAAAAUAUAUUUAUUCUAAUAUGUCAAGAUCACAAUAAUCUUCCAAUCUAGAACUAAAAUAUUCAAGAACUAAUACAAAUAAAAUACACUUCAAUUAGAUACUUAGUUUUUUUUUUUUUAGUAAUUUAUUUUCCCAAGCCACUCAGAGCCGCAGUAUAAGGACGAAAGAGCCGCAUGCGGCUCCGGAGCCGCGGGUUGCCGACCCCUGGGCUAAACAGUGAUGAAGAAUGUUCCGAAAGUAAUUCUCAGCGGACACGCGUUUCUCGGCUCAACUCCGGUAGCGCCAGCGACUCACUCCAUGUGCAGGGGUGGGUUUCCUCCUCUCUGAUUUUGAUUGACAGCUGGCAGGGUAGUCUGAUUGGCAACUGAGUAAAGAACGAAGGUGAUUGGUGGAUCGCUGUACAGCACAUGCAGAGUCACAUGCAGUAUAUCUCAGUCAGUUACCCAUGAAAUUAACUGAGUUCAUUCGCCUCCAACAUCGCAGGCUCUGCGAUGUGACUAUCGCACACACGUACAUCGCGAUGACGAUGCAAAACGAUAUAUCGUGCAGGCCUAGUUACAGCCUUAUUCCAAAAUGGAUUAAAUUCCUUUUUUCCCUCAAAAAUUCUACACAAAAUACCGCAUAAGUACAAAGCGUAAAACUUUUUUUAGAACAUUUUGCAAAUUUAUUAAAAAUAAGACACUCAAAUGUUGCAUAUACAUAAGAUAAAGAUACUAGAUAAAAUUAUAAGAUACUGAUAAAUAGCUUAAAUACCAUUUAAAAAAUAAAUAAAUAAAAAAUAAGUAAAUAAAUAAAAUAAACAUAAUAUGUAAAAUGAGGACUAAAAUAUAUAAAUGAACUAAAAUAAGCUAAAAAUAGGAUAAAAAUAUAGAUUAAAAAUAAGACAUUAGUUAAAAGCCAAAUUAAAUAGGAGAGUCUUGAGCCUGCUCUUAAAAAUAUGAACAUUCUCUUCGGCCCUAAGGUCCUCCGGCAGGCUAUUCCAAAGACGGGGGCCAUAGUGCUGGAAAGAUGCCUCACCGUAAGUUUGUGUUCUCACUUUGGGGACUAUUAAAAGGCCAGUGCCAGAGGAUCUCAGGGUCCGCGAGGGUUCAUAUUGUAAAAGCAAUUCUGAAAGAUAAGAAGGUCCAAGACCCCUAAGACAUUUAAAAACCAUUAAAAGGACCGUAAAAUCAAUCCUAUAGCACAGAGGGAGCCAAUGCUGUGAUUUUAAAACCGGUGUAAUGUGUGCCCGCCUUCUGGUCUUUGUCAGCACACGUGCUGCUGAGUUUUGCUACAGUUGUAAACUCGCAAUGUUUCUUUUUGGAAGACCAGAAAGCAGGGCGUUACAAUAGUCAAGAUGACUGGAGAUAAAAGCAUGCAUUAGCGUUUCUGUUUUAGCCCGGGAGAGAAAGGGGCGGACUCUGGGUAUAUUCUUUAAAUGAUAAAACCCUGUUUUUGUUAUAUUUUUAAAUUGUGGAAUAAAAGUCAGCUCAGAGUCAAAGAUGACGCCCAGAUUCUUUACCUGAUUUGAUGGAAUUAAAGACAGGGUUUUCAGUUUUGUUAGUUUCUCUCCCUGAGCCUUAGGAUCGAUAAUUAAAACCUCAGUUUUGUCCUGGUUGAGCUGUAGGAAGUUUUCUGCCAUCCAGGAUUUAAUGUCUCGGACACAGCUAAAAAGGGCAUCAAUUGGCCCUGUGUCAUCAGGAGACAUGGAUAUGUAGAGCUGUGCGUCAUCAGCAUAGCUGUGAAAAGUGUUACCAUGCCUCCUGAUGACAUUGCCCAGUGAGAGCAUUUAUAAAUUAAAAAGUAUGGGGCCUAAAAUUGAGCAUUGGGGCACACCACAUUUAAUGCUAUGAAUGCUUGACGAGCAUGUGUCCAAACUUACAAGAAACUUUCGAUCUGUGAGAUAGGAGUUAAACCAUUUAAAGGCAGUACCAGAGAGGCCUACAAGGUGCCUUAGUCUAUUUAAAAGAAUUGUGUGAUCUACUGUAUCAAAAGCAGCGCUUAGAUCCAGUAGCACAAGGACUGUAAGCUUGUGUGAGUCCAAGUUGCACCUAAGAUCAUUAACAGUUUUCAGUAGUGCAGUCUCGGUACUGUGGUUCGUCCUAAAUCCAGAUUGAAAUUUCUUAAGGAUGGAAUGGUUAUUUAAAAAAUCAUUCAACUGAAUAAAAACAAGUUUUUUCUAAAAUUUAGCUUAAAAAUGGUAAGUUGGACAUUGGUCUGUAUAGUGAAGUCCCUAAGCCCCAAAAAUAAGCUGUAAAACAUUUGUUAAACAAUUUGUUAAAAUUAGGGCCAUGAAGCAUUUGAAGGAACUUUGCUUCAGUAUAGGUUUCACAAACAAGGAGAUACUUCAUCCUUUGGUACAUCAGCAUCACAUUGUCAUAAGUAUAAAGACUUAAAAAAAGAAUAUAUGAGAAAUACGUCUUUUCCACGGGGAAAAAAACUGGUGUACUUGAAGGAAAUCGCUGCUUUUGUGGAGGCAGAAAUGAAUAUGCUGAGGAUAUAUCCGUUUAUGCAGCCGUAAAUAUCCGUGAAUGACAUUGAGCUUUAAUUUAUGAUAUGAAUCCAUUUGCCAUAAUAAGGUGUUGGUGUCUCUGCAGGUGUAGGCUACCGCCGGUGUCAGAGACGUGGUGCUCGUCGGAGCUCGACUCCCUCUGGAUCACAAAUGUUGAUCAUCAUCAGUUUGAUUGUUUCUUCAGAAACCACAAAAUCUCUCUGAAUGACCCGCUGAUACAUCCACAGAUAACCCUGCAGAUGACCAGCUUCAGUCAUUUCCCCCUCCACAAAAGCAGCUUUAUGACUUUUUUUUUUUUUUUUUUUUUUUAAACUUUAUUUUUGUCUUUUAAGGCAAACUUACAAACAUACACGCAAAUACUGUACAAAACAAAACAAAACAAGAACGAGAACAAGGGGGGCAAACACUACUCAGUUACAUACAGGUGCCAUUUAGUCCAUCUUACAGCAUAUAGCUCAGCUUUAAUUCGUAGUCUGUAAGUCAUUUGUUCCAUUGAUCGGAUUUCCUCUACAAUGGUCAGCCAGUCACUCAGUUCAGGUGGAUCAGUUCUUAGCCAAGUUCUUGUGAUGGCUUUCUUAGCUGCAAGAGAUAGGAUCUUGAACAGGUAUAUGUCCUCUUUACCCAUUACAUCUUCUAAUAUCAGUCCAAGAUAAAUAAACCGGGGAUCUUUGGGUAAAUUAUAUCCAAAAACUUUACCCAUGACUCUCAGGACCUCAUCCCAAAAUGUCUGUAUUUUCGUACAUGACCAAAAUAUAUGAGAGUGGUUGGCAUUCAGUUGCCCACAUUGUCUCCAACAAUGCUGUUGUUGACCUAAUUGUUUAUUUUUGAUUUUUGGUGUAAUAAAUAGACGUGUCAAAUUUUUCCAACCGAACUCCCUCCAUGUUUUAGAACUUGUUGAUGUAUGUUGGGUCUUGAGCAUGGUCUGCCAAUCACUCUCAGAUAAUUCAAUGCCGAGUUCUUUUUCCCAUUUCUCUUUUAUAUACAUUGUGUUUCUUCCCUGUUGCUUCAACAAACCUUUGUAUAGCUUUGAGACAAUUCUUAAGGGGGUUUGCUUGAACGCGCCUGUUAAUAUUUCGAUCACAUCAUUCCCCUCCACAGAAAUUUCCCUCUUAACUUCUGUCUCAUAAAAGUGUCUUAAUUGGAAAUAUCUAUAUAGAUCUUCAUUUUCUAAUCCAAACUCAUUUUUCAGCGAUGUAAAUGAUUUGAAAUGUUGCUUAUCUAUAAGUGUACAUGUGGCUGUUAUUCCUUUGUCUCUCCACUUUUCAAAGGUCUUAUCUAACAUUCCUGGUCUGAAUCUAGAGGUGCAAGAGGGCCAAAUCAACAGUUCAAUCUCCUGUUAAUUUAUAUUUUUUCACCACCUCAUACCAUAUUUCUAAUGUUCCUCUCACGACCAAGUUUUCUCCCUUAAGGUCUCUGUAUUCUUUCCCACUUAACCUUGACUGUGGAGGGGCUUGGCCUUGGCUCAUCUCAAUGUCCUUCCAUCGGGCUUGAUAAUUCGGAGAGCACCAAUACACAACAUAUCUUAACUGUGCUGCAUAAUAAUACCCUCUUAAGUCUGGCAGUGCCAAUCCUCCAUUUUCUUUGUCUAGCUGAAGGGUCUUGAGUCUUAUCCUCGGUCUGGCUCCAGCCCAAAUGAAUCUGGAUAUUAGCUUAUCCCAUGCUGAGAAUUGUGUGUCUGGUAUUCGAACUGGGAGCGACAGAAAAAGAUACAACAACCUAGGCAGGAGGUUAAUCUUGACCACCUCAAUUCUUGAACUGAAGUCCAUUAUUAGUGUUGACCACUUUGCUACAUCUCUUUGAAUUUUAUUGUUUAUUAACUUGUAGUUUGUCUCAUAAGUUCUGUCAAGUUCCUGAGUUAUUAUCACUCCUAGGUAUUUAAUUGACCUAGCAUUCCAAUUUAAUUUAUAUUUCUUCCUGAUUUUUUUAUUUGGCUUAUAGUUAAAAGUUAAAACCUGAGUUUUAGACAUAUUUAGUUUGUAGCCUGACAUUGAUCCAUAUUCUUCUGUUAUUUUUACUAGUUUGGUAAAUGUUGAAUUUGGGUUUUGGAGGUAGGUGAUUAUAUCAUCAGCAGAUAACCCUAUUUUAUGCUCAUCUCUUGCUAUCAUGAUUCCUGUCAACUCAUCUUCCUGUCUAAUUGCUUGGGCGAGUGGCUCUAUGAAGAUUGCGAAAAGGGCGGGGCUAGCACAACAACCUUGUCGUGUCCCUCUGUGCAGCUUAAAGGUGUCUGUCAGGUGUCCAUUAAUUUUGACUGUAGCUGAUGGGUCAGUAUACAAUGCCUUAAUGCAUUUAAUGAAUUUAUCAUUAAAUCCCAAUUUCUCUAAUACUUUAUAUAAAAAAUCCCAGCUGACCCUGUCAAACGCUUUUUCGGCGUCUAAGCUGAUCAGGGCAGCACAUGUAUGAUGUUUGUUAACGUGAUCUAUAAUAUGGAGGGUGCGCCUGAUAUUGUCCUGUGUUUGGCGUCCCUUAACAAAGCCUGUUUGAUCUUCAUGUAUCAGGUCAGGCAGAAAACAUUCCAGUCUUUUAGUAAUUAUGGAUGUGAACAAUUUGUAAUCGACAUUCAAAAUCGAUAUUGGGCGGUAUGACUCACAGUAUUCCUUGUUUUUCCCCUCUUUGGGAAUGACAGAUAUCACAGCAUCCUUCCAGGACGGUGGUGCUAUAGCUUUCUCAAGUGUCCAAUUGAAUGAUUCCAGUAAUAUCGGAGCUAGGACUUCUUUGAAUUUUUUGUACCAUUCAUUUGGAUAUCCGUCGCUCCCAGGACUCUUAUUAGACGCCAGUCUACCUAUGGCUUUAUCCAAUUCGUCUUUAGAGAUAGGGGCGGUCAGAUAUCCAUUUUGUUCUGAGCCUAUUGAGGGGAGAUCAAGUGAAGACAGGAAUUGUUUUAUUUUCUCUUCGUCAGCCUUCUCAGGCUGUGAAUAUAAAGUUUCAUAGUAGUUUUUAAACAUUCUGUGAAUUUCUUCUGGGUCGUAUUUUAGUGUAUUUGAUAAAGGGUCCCUUAUCUUAUGGACUGAGUUUGUUAUUUGUUGUGUCCGAAGACGCCUCGCCAGUAUUCUGGUGGCCUUUGGGCCUGAUUCAUAGAAGGUUUGCUUCAUGAAUCUCAUUUUAUUUUCUGUUUCAUCUUUAAUUAAGUUUUCUAUCUGUUUCCUUAUAGCUUUAAUCUGGUCUCCUAUUGUAUCUUUCUUUUCAUUUUUAGGAAGUUGUUUUUCUAGUUUUUCUAAUUCCUUUUCUAGUUGAUCAUAUUUUGAUCUCUGCAUUUUCCUUAGAUAGGCCGUUCUUGAUAUGAGCUUCCCUCUCAUAACUGCUUUGACCGUGUCCCAAACAAUAGUCGGGUCGACAUGGUCAUCCUUAUUAUCAUCUAUACAUUCUCCUAUUUCUUUUUGGAUUUCUUCCACUGUUGAUUUAUUGUUUAAAAGUCCUACAUUCAAUCUCCAUAGCGUAUUUCUUGGUUUACUGUUUAGGUGUAUAUCGAGGUAAACAAUACUAUGAUCGGAUAUAUCUGCUGUUCCAAUUUUGCACUCAUUUAUCUUAUGUCUAUCUAUAGUAUUUAUCAGAAAAAAGUCCAGCCGAGAGUGUACUUUGUGUGUAGCUGAGUAAUGGGUAUAUUCCCUUUCUCUAGCAUGGAUAUUUCUCCAUACAUCAAUCAAGCCUGUCUCUCUUAUCAGAGUAUUUAGGUAUUUUGAUUUGGGGGAUCCCUGUCUGCUCGUGCUUGUUGUGUCAAGCUGAUAGUUCAAAAUAGUGUUCCAAUCUCCCGAACAAACAAGUACCCCCUCACUCUCACGUACAAUUAGGUCAAAUAAGUUUUUAAAGAACGAUAUAUUACUCUCUGGAGGAGCGUAGACAUUCACAAAUGUGACCAAAACAUUAUCCAUCUUGCCUUUGACUAAUAUAUAUCUACCUUCAUCAUCCCUUUUUGUUUUAAUCGGCUCAAAAUGUAAUGAAUUAGAUAUCAUUAUCACGACCCCUCUCUUUCUGCUAUUUUUACAUGAACUAUAAUAUGUAUUAGAGUAUCCAAAAUUGCUUAGUUUCUUGUGUUCUGAAUUGGUCAUAUGUGUCUCUUGUAAAAAUAUUACUUGGGACUUAUCUUUCCUCAUUUUUGCCAGCACCCUGCUCCUCUUGACCGGAUUACUCAAGCUGUUAACAUUCAGUGAAGCUAUUUUCAAUUUAUGUGGCAUUAUCACUCAAAUAUAAGAAGAAAUGAAUGGCUUUGUAAUAGUGUUGUCCCCCAGACAACCCAGAAAAACAAAAAAAAACAAAGACAGAACAAUGUCGACUGAACAUAGUAGAAAAACAGACCUCCAAACUGGGAGGAGGUGACUCCUCACCGAGACCCCGUUGGUGGGUCGAGGGAAAAUCCCAUCCCUAAGAUAGGGCCCUAUACAUAGGAUGGCUUGGCCAUCUAAAGGAGAAAACCCUACCAUCCUAAAGUCCAACGUCGAUCAUUAAAUUUAAGGUCGUCACUCCCAGACGUUUAUUUAACAAUAUCCUAUAGCCUUGAGAAAGAAGCCUUAUAUUUGUCCAGUUCAGCUCUUAUAUUUCAGUUUUAAAGUGGCAGCAGUUUUACCAGUCUGUGAUGGUUACUACUUCUUUAUUUUACCUCCCUUGCGCUGGGGUUCGUCUCUCUGAGCAGUGUUAUCACUCUGGAAACUCUGAAGUUUAUACCGCGCUCUCCGGGUCACGUCGUCCUCUGCCCCGCGGGGUCCCGUUACUCUCUGCCACGACCCCAGCAGCUCUCCCAGGCGCGCUCCCCAGUCGGUCUCCCCGUUGGUCGGCGUCGCCUCCUCCACGGUGAUCCCGCGUCUCCUCAGCUCCUCUCUCGCCUCCUCCGCGCUGCCGUACAGCCGGGCUCCCGUCUCCCAGUGGAUGCGCAUGUUGACAUAAGGUGUUUGGAAACGCACUCCUUUCACUUUCAGUGCCUUUUUAAUCCCGUUAUAUUCUCUGCGUUUCUUCACCACCUCUGCAGUGUAAUCGUGAUCAAAGUAGAGGGGCUUGUUAUUCAGCUGGAUCUUUUCCGUUCUGUUUUUCCCCCAGGCUUCCUUUAACACCCAUUCUUUGGUCGUAAACUCCUGGAAAUUGACGAUAAAUGCCCUCGGGGGUUUGUCUGGAGCUGGCCUCUGAGCCCCGGUUCGAUGUGCGUGCUGGAUCUUUAGCUCCAUGUCGGCCGGGAUCGGUAGUUUGCUCCGGAGUAGCGCCUCGACAAACUCCUGCGCCGAGUUUCCCCCCUCUUCUCCUUCUGCCACUCCGAUGAUGCGGAGGUUAUUGCGUCUCGAUCGUGAUUCUAAAUCGUUUAGUUUAUGCUGCAGGACUUUUUGCUGUUUCAGGCAGGAGGUCAAGGCCUCAGUUGAUUCAGCCGCCCAUCUCUCCACCGUCUCCACCCGCGACUCUGCCUCCUCCACUCGGUCCGAUAGGUUACGGACUUCUGCCCCCAGCAUAUCCAGUUUACCGUUGAUUUCUUGUCCAAGAUGUGUGAUUUCUUGUCGCAGAGUGUUGUUGUCGCCUUUUAGAUCCGUUUUUAGAUCGUUGAUUGCCUUAAUUAUGUCCGCAGGCGCCAUGUUGUCCUGGUCCACUUUACCGCUGCUGUCUCUGGCUGUCGUCGUGUUUUUCUGUUUUGGAGGCUCUUUUUCGUCGUUUUUUUGGUUUCGGCGUGUCGUUCCCCAAUCCAUCUAAGUUUUUUAUCAAACAAUAUUGAAUUUUAAAUUACUCUUGGGUAUAAAUUGCGGUUUGUCUGGGAGAGCGAUCUCGCGUGCGUGUGACUACUCCAUGAGCCAACCCGGAAGCCGCAGCUUUAUGACUUUAUAUACUUUAUGAUUUUAUUCUCCUAAAUUUACAACUUUAAUCUCUAAAUCUUAAAAAAAAAAAAAACAAACUCAAUGUUGUCCUGAUACUCUGCUGUAGUUGUGUCAGCUUUCUUAUUUCUAAUGUUUUUGAUAGUUGAAGCAGAGCGGAUCAGUUGUCUCUAAAUCUAUAAUGUUUGGAUUGCAGAUUUUAGUGAGUUCAGAGAUCAUGCUCUCAUACAGCCUGAGCUGACUGUCUGCUGUUUUUGGAUUUCUUGUAUUUUUUUUGAAGACGCGCUGUGUCUCCAAGCGAGUCCAGCCUCUCACCUGAAAUGCACAGCUGUGCAGCGGCACGCAAAGCAUUCUGGGAUACCGACGGCACGAAAGCGUGCAUAAAUGCACGCUUGAAAACAUGCUAAGCGCGCUUAGCAUUUCUUAGCAUCUCGUGCCAAAUGGGACACCGUUCGCGCCGUCAUGACGUCAUGCACGCUUCAAAUGCACCGUUCGACGGUGCAGAAGCGCACUUAGCCCGAUGCGGUCUCUGAAAUGAGACACAGCCAUAGUCUUCUCAUUACCCUCACAAUGGGGGUAAAAUAUGCACAUUUAAUGAACAAAAUAAGUGUCAAAAAGGUGACUUUAAAAAUGUCCCCCUAAAAAAGAAAAAGAAAAAAAGACAUAAGCUCCUCUCCUUGCCUUUAAAUCCGCCACCGGCGAGGCGUAGUACAAUUUUAGUCAGAGAGAUCAAGAGAUGUCUGAAGACAAUUAUGCCACACGAUGGUGACAGAAGGCAGCUCCUCAACAAGUGUCACUGUAAGCGCUGCAUUGGGCGUCCUCCACACUCUCUCAUCUGAGCACAGAUGGAUUUGGUGUGUGUAAUGUUGGACCCACUGGCAAGACAAACACCCUUUUCCACAAAUAAAGACACUCACAUAAAGUUGCAUAUAUUCAAACCUCACGUGACAAAGGUGGGUUGAGCGCACAGAUCACAACAUUAACUCCAAAAAUGGCAUUAAAAUCGGAACCAUCUGUGCGUAAAUGACGCAUCGCGCUCCAUGGCCUGGCUCUUUCUUUCAUAGAUGUUGGCAUAUAAAAUAAAUUUGGCUCACAAAACUAAAUAUUAUAAUAUCCGCAUGUAGGCUUAAAGUAAAUAACUCAUCUGAUCACUGAAACAAAUCAUCUGUUCAGCCACUGCAGGACGGAGAGAGGACACGGAGACAUGUCCAGGUUGAGCUGCGCGAGAAAUAAGAGGAAGAAAGAAAAGGAGGGAGACGAAUCACAUAUCUUGUUAACUUCAUCAUGUGUGUUUAUUUACUAGAUAUUUAAUUUAAUGCAGUUUCAGCUGUGUUGAUUCGGUCAGGUUGUGUGUCGAAACGCGUGCCAAACGUGCUCAUCAGAUCAGAUAUAGAUCAGAAUAUAUCUAUAUAGAUCUAAAUGUAUGUGCUAACUCAGAUUAUUAGUUGUUGAUGAUUAUUUAUUGCACUGAAAUGUGCCUGACACUGUGGAAACCUGCCGGUGAGGCAUCGGUGACGUAUGCUGAUACGCCGCUGGUCUACCAAAAUACCUCUAGACCAGCUGCGUUUCGCUUGCGCUGAAAGCUGACCAGUUUUGAAUCGGCGAGCUUUCAGCGCACUUUACACGCCACUGGCGAGCACGAAAAUAUCACUGCGCCCGCUGAUUCUGUCGACACCUCCCCCUGCCACGCCAACACGCCCAGCUUGGCGGAUCUCGGUUCGCCUCCGUGCGACGUUUAGGGGAAGGGGUGGGGGGGUAAGUUACCCUGUUAAAACCUACAUUUUAUAAUGAAAUUAGCAUAUUUUACCCCCCGCUGUCAUGGUAAUUAAUGAUGAAUUUGGGUUUUUUGCAUUGAAACCUAUUUAAUUGAAUUCCUUGACCCCAAAAAUGUGCACUUUGACACCAAUAUUAUGAUUAUAGCUCCAACAUAAGAAAAGAUAUGGGGUCUGGUGUAUAAGCGGUUUAUUGUCGGCGGCCAUUUUUAAAAUGGCUAUUAAAAAAAAUUGAAGGGUGAUCUAACUUGUCUCUUUGGAUAAAAUGUUUCCUAUGACCCUAAGGUACUUCCAUGCCAAAGGAACAGUAAAUCUCAGUUUAGGGGGAGGGGUGGGGGGGUAAGUUACCCUGUCAAAACGUACAUUUUUUCAUGACUUUAACAUAUUUUACCCGCCAUUGUCAUGGUAAUUAAUGAAGCAUUGGGUUUUUUACAUUGAAACCUAUUUAAUUGAAUUCUUAGACCCCAAAAAUGUGCACUUUGACACCAAUUUUAUGAUUAUAGCUCCAACAGAAGCAAAGAUAUGGGGUCUGGUGUAUUGGCGGUUUAUUGUCGGCGGCCAUUUUUAAAAUGGCGAUAAAAAAAGAUUGAAGGGUGAUCUAACUUGUCUCUUUGGAUAAAAUGUUUUCUAUGACCCUAAGGUACUUCCAUACCAAAGGGGACAUUUGUAGCAUGACUUGAAGUAAAAUGUGUCUUAGGGCCCCAACUAGUAGUUAUUAAGAACAUUAUGAUCCAAAUUGUUCUUCAGAAGGGGUCUCACUACUGCCGUUUUAAGGGCAGCAGGGAAAGAGCCUGUCUGAAGAGAACAAUUCACUAUAUUUAAAAGCUCGCCUUCAAAGAAUCCAUAAAACAUGUUAAAAAGUGAUGUGGGAAUUGGGUCUAAAAGGCAGGUUGUUGGUUUUACUUGGGAGAAAACUCUACCAAGCAUCUCAGCAUCAACCAGGACAAAACUGUCCAGUGUUUCCUCAGGUAAAAACAAGCUUUCAACUGUAUUAGAAACAGUGUUUUAAAUAGAUAAAAAAGAGGAUCGUGUAAAAUCAAUUUUACCCCUAAAGUGGUCUGCAAAACCUUCACAAAGUGUGUCUGAAAGAGUGAUUUGAUAUCUGUUAAAAACCGGGUUUAUUAAAAGAUCAAUUGUAGCAAAGAGGAUUUUUGGGUUAUUCUUAUGAUCUGUGAUUAUGUUGGUAAAAUAGGUGGAUCUUGUGUGUCUGAGAGCUUUAUUGUAGAUUUUCAGUUGCUCGCAGUACAUUUGAUGAUUAAUUGUAAUUUUAUUUUUCCUCCAUCUCCGCUCAGCUACCCUGCAAUUUCUAUUUAGUUUUUUGAUUUCCUCAUUUCUCCACGGCGGUGUGCGCUUAGGCAGUACCUUUUUUGUUUUCAGUGGAGCUACAAGGUCGAGGGUGGUUUCAAGUUUGUGCAUAAAAUGUUGAACAAUAAAAUCACAGGAUGCAGGUAGAGUAGCUGAGGGAUGCUUGCUCAUGAUCUCGAUAAAAUUUGCUGCCACUUCUGAGGUAAAAUGGCGUUUCCUGACAGUUCGCACCGAGGUCUCCCGCUGAAUAAAACUGGUGAUAUUAAAAAACACACAAUAAUGGUCCGACACAGCCAGGUCAACAACAGAGGACACACUGGCUGACAGGCCAUAGCUGAGGACUAGAUCCAAGGUGUGUCCUCUGUUGUGAGUUGGCUGUGUGACGUGUUGUGUAAAAUCCAAGCAAUUAAGAAGAUUUAAAAACUCUUUUGCCAUUGAGUCAGAUGGAUUGUCUAUGUGUAAAUUAAAAUCACCAGAUAUAAUAAUAAAAUUGUAAGUGGCAUGGAUUAUUGCUAAAAAUUCAGAAAAUUCACUGAUAAAAGCAACAUCAUGUUUUGGUGGUCUGUAAACAGUUAUACACAGAAUCGAGAGACUGUUAAAAACAACAGCAUGAUGUUUAAAGGUGGUGUACUGAUCAAAUUGUAUUUCUUUUGUCCUUAGUAAGUUGUUGAUUAUUGAUGCAGUACCACCACCUUUCCUGCCACUUCUAAAAGAGAACGUAAAGUUAAAAUUAGGUGGGGAGGCCUCAGUGAGAAAAACUGGCGCGUCUGUACCCAUUGUCUGCCACGUUUCAGUUAAAAACAGACAAUCAACCUUGUCUAAAAUCAGGUCAUGGACAAUUAAAGAUUUGUUUAAAAGAGAGCGAAUGUUUAAAAGUGCCAUGUUGAUGUUGACGGGUGAUUUACAGAAUGUGUGGUUCGAUUGUUGAUGUUUUGGGAGAGGUCUGAGGUUAUUGAAGUUCACAGAGUGUACAUGAUGGAGUCUGGCUGUCUCUCGCUGAGUGAUGAUGACAGGAAUGGGUGAAUGGUUAAUGAAAACAGAGGGUCCAAGUCCAGUAUUGUGUGUGACAGAGGUGGAACUAAAAUCAUAGCAACUGGGACCUGGGAGACAUCAAUCAGUGGCGGAAAGGUCAGUCGGUGCAUGUUUGGGCUGAUGGCAGGAAAGUGAGAGUUGACUAUGUUGUAGACCUUAUGCCAGGUUGGCGGCCAGCACGCGGGUGCCAGCGAAAUUGUCAACAAAGCCGACAUUGUGGUUACUGCAGGCUGAUGAGAGCCAGGUGUUCAGGCUGAGCAGCCUGCUGAAGCGCCCAAUACCUCUGCCACAGGUGGGGGUGGGGCCGGAGAUGAAAACGCGCAGCUGGGGCCGUGAGAGUUCGUUAAAAAGCUGUGUGAAAUCACGCUUUAAAAGCUCGGACUUUUGUCUGGAGGUGUCAAUGGUGCCCACAUGUAUGACGACCCUGUUUACCUGAGGAUGUGAAUUCAGGGCGCUUGGGAUUUUCUCAGUGAUGUCUGCAACAGUGGCGCCGGGAAAGGACAGACUGAAUGCUCCCCUCAAACGGACAGUCCGGAUGAUGGAGUCCCCGAUGACAAGUGUCGUGGCCCGUUGCCUGAGGGGGUCGGCUGGCUCGGUGGAUCUGUCCUCCCCGUCAGGCGCCCAGGGAUGAGACCGUCCAGUGUGCCACCGCACCGCGUCCUUGAGGAGCUGCCUCCGCUGGGCUGAGGGACGGGGGGACGGAGGCGAGCGGCACGGCGCUGGACGCCGAUCUGGUCAGGCACAGGCAGCCAUGAGUGAAGGGAAGGCUGUGGUGUCCGUCAGCGGGGGCAUAGCAUCCCUCGGGGAGACCUCGGGAUCAGCAGGGCCCUGGUCCAGUGGCUCCACAAUAAUGGACAGAGCUGAAUAUUUGUUGGAGAGAGGGAUGCCGAUGGAGGAGGAAACCCCGCACGGAGCCCCGGCAGGAGCCUUCUUACGACUACGGACCACUACCUCAGACCAGGGGGUCCCUUUGUUGGGAGUAGAGCUGGAGGGCCGCUGACAAGUGGACGAGGAAGGCUCCCAGACGACGGUGUCCCUCAGUGCAGCGGCAGAGCUAUGCUGUGGCAGCUCGCUGGUCUGUGUGCCGGGAGCAGAGAUUUAAAAGUGGCCGGGAGUGAGUCCUUCCUCUGCAGCUCUUCCGAGAGUCGAUCAAUGUCCUCCAGAAGAUCGGCGAUCUUUCGCUGGGCUCUUUUAAGUUGUUGACCAACUUCAGCAGGUGAGGAAGCGUCGAUGACGGUAGCCUCCAUGGGUGCCAUGUCGCUAACUCAGCAAGAGUGCAUAAAAUCCCAGAGUCUGAUGUCUAAAACCUUUUAUCCGGUAAAAUCAAAAAGAUAAAAAUAAUCCUUUGCUCAAGGAACAAAAUGUUAAAAGCAAUCAGAACAUUUUAAAACCGAAUAAAAACGAUGGCUUGCGGGGACCUGCACUCUUUUUCUCUGCUACGACAGAUAAAAUUAAAUAAAGUAAAAUAAAAUAAAAACCCAUACAGGGUAAAAGUUCAACUUAAGAGCCAGCAAACACUUAAAAUGCAGUCUUAAAAGUUGUUAAACCGGUUAAAAUGGGUUAAAAAGUUGGUCGCAGGAGAGAGAAAUGGCUGGGUGCCAUACGACGCCCUUUGCUAUAAAACUCAAAAUUGAGCUCAGUUGCAUCCUGUUUCCACUGAUCAGCCUUGAAACGUUCCUCCAACUUGACAUUGGACAUGAUUUGGAAAGCCACACCUGUCUUUAUAAGAUCCCACAGCUCACAGAGCACGUCAGAGCACAAACCAAGCCAUGAAGUCGAAAGAAUUGUCUGUAGACCUCUGAAACAGGGUUAUAUCGGCGCACAGAUCUGGGGACGGUUACAGAAAAAUAUCUGCUGCAUUGAAGAUCCCAAAAAGCACAGUGGUCUCCAUCAUUAAGAAAUGGAAGACGUUUGGAACCACCAGGACUCUUCCUAGAGCUGGCCGCCCAGCCAAAAUGAGCAAGCGGUGGAGAAGGGCCUUGGUCAGGGAGGUGACCAAGAACCCGAUGGUCACUCUGACAGAGCUCCAGCGUCCCUCUGAAGAGAUGGGAGAACCCUACAGAAGGACCACCAUCUCUGCAGCACUCCACCAGUCAGGCAUUUAUGGUAGAGUGGCCAGACAGAAGCCACUCCUUAGUAAAAAGCACAUGACAGCCCGCUUGGACUUUGCUAGAAGGCACCUGAAGGACUCACAGACCAGGAGAAACAAAAUUUUCUGGUCUGAUGAAACGAAGAUCGAACUCUUUGGCCUGAAUGCCAAGCGUCAUGUCUGGAGGAAACCAGGCACCGCUCACCACCUCGCCAAUACCAUCCCUACAGUGAAGUCUGGUGAUGGCAGCAUCAGUGGGGAUGUUUUUCAGCAGCAGGAACUGGGAGACUUGUCAGGAUCGAGGGGAAAAAUGAAUGCAGCUAAGUAAUUCGAAAUCCUUGAUGAAAACCUGCUCCAGAGCGCUCAAGACCUUCGACUUGGGCAACGCUUCAUCUUCCAGCAUGAUAAUGACCCUAAGCACACCGCCAAGAAGACAAAGGAGUGGCUUCAGGACAAGUCUCUCAAUGUCCUUGAGUGGCCCAGCCAGAGCCCAGACUUGAACCCGAUUGAACAUCUUUGGAAAGACCUGAAAGUAGCUGUGCACCGACGCUGCCCAUCCAACCUCACUGAGCUUGAGAGGAUGUGCAAGGAAGAAUGGGAAAAACUCCCCAAAUCCAGGUGUGCCAAGCUUGUUGCAUCAUACACAAGAAGACUGGAUGCUGUAAUCGCUGCCAAAGGUGCUUUGACCAAAUAUUGAGUAAAUGGUGUGAAUACUAUGCAACAUUUGGGUGUUCUUAUUUUUAAUAAAUUUGCAAAAUGUUCUAAAAAAAGUUUUUUGCUUUGUCGUUAUGGGGUAUUUUGUGUAGAAUUUUUGAGGGAAAAGGGGAAUUUAGUCCAUUUUGGAAUAAGGCUGUAACAUAACAAAAUGUGGAAAAAGUGAAGUGGUAUGAAUACUUCCGGAUGCACUGUAUGUGCCAGCAAGGCCUCACAUACUUCACCACAGAUCAGCUGCUGUAAAGGCGUGAAUGAAGGUGUCUUCGGUCAGGACACGCAGGGGCUUGAUAUUCCAUACUACAUGUGUUAUACCUUGUUCCUUUCUUUCAGAAAACAGAAGUUAUAUUCAUAACAUUUCGUUCUCCACAUUAACCUGUCUGAGGAAGCACAGUUCCUGCUUUUCGCUUUGUCAUUAUGGGGUAUUUUGUGUAGAAUUUUUGAGGGAAAAAGGGAAUUUAAUCCAUUUUGGAAUAAGGCUGUAACAUAACAAAAUGUGGAAAAAGUGAAGUGGUAUGAAUACUUUCCGGAUGCACUGUAUAUACACUACUGGUCAAAAGUUUUAGAACACCCCAAUUUUCCCAGUUUUUUUUAUUGAAAUUCAAGCAGUUCAAGUCCGAUGAACAGCUUGAAAGGGUACAAAGGUAAACAGUGAACUGCCCGGGGUAAAUAAAAAAAGGUAAGUUUAACCAAAACUGAAAAAUAAUAUACAUUUCAGAAUUAUACAAAAAGGCAUUUUUCAGGGAACAAGAAAUGGGUGAACAACUUAAACCACUUCUGCAGCAAUGGAGGUUGAUCAAACCUUGAAAGUUUGUGCUACCAAUUCCUACAGGUGUCCCACCUUUGAUCGCUGUGCUGCUGCUCCUUGACCUUAAUCACUUACAACCUUCUCUGUCUGCAUAGAAGUAGUGUUGAAACACACUGUGGUACCAUACCGUUGUGAGCAUUGUUUAAACAGUAGUGUACUGCAGGAAGUAGUGUGUUACUACAAAAAUGGCGAAGAAAAGGCAAGUAACGAUAGCUAGUCCAUGAGCCAAGACCCCAAAAUUGACCCACUGCAAUAAUUCGGGUGGGCUAGUUUGUUUUUUUGAGUUGCUCCACAUCCCUAGUUUAUGGUUUGGCAUAAUAACCCUUGCGGACUGGUAGCUUAGUGAUAGUUAUCAUGCUUUUAAUCUAUGGAGUCCUGUAGCAGAAAUACCUGAAUUUUGUAUGGUGCUUGUUUGCUAUUAUGGGGCUUGUGGACUACUUGUUGACUGCUCUGCCCCCCUAAAUUAUUCUGAUUUAUUCCUAAAUCAUUGGAGAACUGAAAUAAAUAGUUUGAUUUGUUGUCCAGAUAAAAUUUAAGACUAAAAUAUUCAUAGGCGGAAAUAGCAUUUUUAUUUUUCUCUUGUGUAUCUUUUUCUCAGCAGAACAAUUGGGUAAUAUUUGCAUCAUUUUAGACACUGGAUUUGAAAUCUGACCAGUCUUACCUUUCAGCAGGUACCAAAUUGAUGCCUGUAGCCCUUAUAGUUUUGGAAAUACACACAUUUUUAUGUUCACAUGCACAACAUAAUUUUCUGGCUUCUGACAUUUCCAAGCUGUUUCUCUCAUCUCUCAAUCACUCAGGUCAGAAAGAUUUUCUGUUUCCCAUGUGAAUUAUUCAACCUACAUUAAUCAAACACAUCUGGUGAUAAAAUAAAAUAUUUGGGGGGGUGUUAUGUUGUGAUAUGACUGUUAUUGGUGAAGUGAUGCCACUGGGGGUGUGACUGCUGCUACAGCGCUAGCUAGGUUUGCUGAGACAAAUGAUGGGGAGGGAGAUUGAUAUUGUUUCAUUAGAGGAGGAGAUAGAACUGAAAUUGGUGAAUGAAACCACAAAAACAACUAGAAAAAUUGCAUUUCCUUGCAGAAAAUGCGUGGAAAUGCUGAGUGCUGAAAGCCGAAAAAGCAAUGCAAAACUGCCAAUAAAAAAUGGAGGAAGGUAUGAAUGGAAAAACUGUUGAAAAGGUGGAGUAGAAGAAGAAGAAAUUGUAUGAAUGGAAGAUUUGUAGUAUAGCUGAAGGUAAAUUAGUUUGGUGAACUAUGCCCUAAAGCUCAUUCUCUGUAAUGGCUACAUUCAUGACAAGAAACUUGUGAGAACCCCACGACUCUGCUGAACAUAUUGAUACAAUUAAUUAACAAAAUCCUAAAUACACCCCAUUAUGUCCUCAAUGAGCUGAAUUUUUGAAGCCCAGAAUGGUUUCUGUAGCUCAAAGUUUGUGGGUGGAGAUAGGUGGUGAUGCAGACACAUAUUAACUGUGUGUACAUGCAGGUCUUUUAGACACAGACACACAAGCACACACAUUGUCAGACUGUGUGUGUGUGUGUGUGUCUCGUUAAUGAUUGCAUCCUAAACAGCUGUGAGAUCAAAGGCAUUAACUGACCUACUGUUUGAAUGAGAAGCUGCCUCUGGACUUCUUCACAUAGCACGAUUUCCUUAAAUCCCAGAAUGAAAAUAAGAACAUCAUACGAAUCCUCCGCCCUUCAUGAACACAAUGAUGUGUUUUUCAUGUCUGUACUCCAAAAAAUGCCACAACAGCGAGUUAAAAAAGUCUGAGCCUGAGUGACAAUAAGGAUUUUCUUGGAGAAAAAAUACAUUAGGGUUAAUGGGAGAGAUUUCCGCCUAUUUGGACAGUUGGUCACCUGCUGGCCAAGGGGUAGGAUUUAAUGAUUUGAAACCUUCUUUGUGAGAAGCAGGACACAUAUACCUCCAUUUUUAUGGUUUUUUUAUGGCUGUGGAGUGAAAUUUGUGGGCGUGGGAGCGAUAUAUUCGAGCGAGGUUCUGUCGAAAAAAGAGGAGCUGUCCACUCUGGCUUUUAAAUUACACACUCUAGCCUCUCCAAUACACACCCAUUAUAAAGCCGGAAAUUUGCUGAAAACCACGAGUUGCUUAAAGCUAAAUUGGGAAAUUGGAAAAACUGUAAAAGAUAUCAAAAAACUGAGUACAACUUUCAUAGUCGACAAGACAAUUAACAUUUUAAAGCAAGAAUGAGGUCUCUAGGUGAAAGUAUGCUGAAGUUAUAAGGCUUUGAAGGUGGAAGAAUGAAAGGAAGAACUGGAAGAUUUCCCCAUUGACUUCAAUGUUAAAAUUUUUGCACAAAAAGUUAAAAAAAACAAAAAGUAUAAGGGGUAGAAAGGUAAAAAAUAGACGCAAUAAUGUCCUGAAGGAGUGGAACCUGGCUUCACUCUCAUAAGGUCAGACAGAGAUGCUUAAGCUAGUGGCAAGAAGAAAGGAGGAGGUCUGGCUUUAUUUGUCAACCAGAGAUGGUGUAACCCUUCACGAAUUACUGUCAAGGAGAACUUGUGUUGUCCAGAUAUUGAACUGUUGGCAGUUGCUCUUGGGCCAUAUUAUGUUCCAAGAGAAUUUAGUCAUAUUACAACAGCAGUUGUUUACAUUCCACCCAAAUCAAGAAUGUUGCGAUGUUUUGCAAAAUAGUGUUGCCAGGCUACAGACUCAACACCCUGAGGCACUAAUAAUAAUAUCGAGAGACUUCAACCAUGUCACUCUCUCCUCUCACCCGACUGGAUUCACACAGUUUGUGAACUGUCCUACCAGAGAAAACAAAAUCCUGGAUCUGCUGUACGCCAAUGUCAAAGAAGCCUACAGAGCCACUGCCUUACCACCACUGGGCAAGUCAGAUCAUAACUUAAUCUAUCUGCAAACCCGUUACAGACCUUGUGUACUGAGGCAGCCUGUGACCAAAGUCAAAAUCAGAAGAUGGACACCUCAAGCCAGUGAAGCUCUAAGAGACUGUUUUAAAUCAACAGACUGGAAUGUGCUGCUGGAAACAGAUGUGGAUAGUAUGAACAUUGACAAACAGGUUGACUGCUUUACUGAAUAUGUCAACUUCUGUAGAGACACAGUUAUACCCACAAAAACUGUUCGUUGUUUCCCCAACAACAAACCCUGAAUCACAAGAGACAUAAAAGCAAUCCUCAAACAGAAAAAGAAAGCUUUUAAAGAUGGUAACAAAGAACGACUCAAAGAACGACUCUUUAACUCAGAGUUAAAGAGGAGACUGAAGAUGGCAAAGCUGGAGUGCAAAAAGAAGAUGGAGAAGAAUCUACAACAUAGCAACAUCCGUGAAGUGUGGAGAGGAAUCAGUACCAUCUCUGGACACAGCAGUAAAAAGAAAAGACAUCCAGUGGUGAGUGAUGUGGGAAGAGCUGAUGAACUCAACCUGUUCUUCAACAGAUUUGACACUGCUGUCACUCCCACUUCCACUCCUACUCCACCUUCCUCUCCGCAACAAAUCUCCACUGCAACUUCUCCCCUUCCUCCUCCAUCUCGUUAAAAUGUCUCAACCACUUCAACUGCCUCCCUCCUAGAACACCAGUCCUUGUCUGUCACCGAAACAGUGGUGAGGAUGGAGUUUGGAAGACUUUGUCCAGUUGAUUUGGGUGGACUAUAAACAACCACUGUUAUGAUAUGACUAAAUUCUCUUGGAACAUAAUAUGGCCGGAGAGCAACUGCCAAUAGUUUAAUAUCUGGACAACACAAGUUCUCCUUGACAGUUAUGUGUGAAGGGUUACACCAUCUCUGGUUGACAAAUAAAGCCAGACCUCCUCCUUUCUUCUUGCCACUAGCUUAAGCAUCUCUGUCUGACCUUAUGAGAGUGAAGCCAGGUAGAUCCACACUGGAGUCUGAGUUGUUUUGAUUCAACCAGGUUUCAGUAAAACCCAGGAAACUGCACUCACGGUAUGCUUUCUCAGUCUUCACCAAUAUCUCCAGCGAAUCGCUUUUGUUGAGCAGAGAGUUGAUGUUUCCCAUGAUGAUUCAUGGAAGAAAGAAAGUGUUUAUAUCACCACCUCCUAGCAGUGCAAUGGAUAGCACAUUCUUUACCUUUUUUGUGUUCGUCACCUUCACUGGAUUUAGUAGCCAUGUCUUUCCUAGGCCAUCCAUCAAGUUUCUGAAACACUGAGAUAAAAUGUACUUUAAAAGGGUUGUGAGAAUAAUCUGCUAAUUUAAAUGUGCAAUAUGCAGCUUGCCCCUUUAAAAAUGUGAAUAGGCCUACAAAGUUCUAUACAUUCUAGUACAACCUGUGUGUGUGUGUGUGUGUGUGUGUGUGUGUGUGUGUGUGUGUGUGUGUGUGUGUGUGUGUGUGUGUGUGUGUACACAUUAGCCUACCCCAGCUUUUGAAAACAAAAAAACCUACAAGUGCCACACAUUUAUGGAAAUUUCUGCAACAGAGUUGGGAAGAACUUUCUGAUGAAUAUUUGAUUUCUAUUGUAGAAAGAAUGCCAAGAGUGUUGUUAUAUCUGCCAAAGGUAGCUGCUUUGAUGAGUCCAAGGUUUAGAAUACAUUUUCGUUUCUAAAUUAAUUCUAUGAUUUCUUUUUUAACUUCAAUUGUUUAUUUGUUCUGUGCAUUCAUUUCAGAGUACACUGAGACAUUACACUGCAUCAUUUUCAAUCAAAUUCUGGAAAAGUUGGCGUGUUCUAAAACUUUUGACCAGUAGUGUGUAUGUUUAUAUAUAUUUAUUAUAGAGCCUAUAAUUUUAAUUCUCACAUCUGAAUUUUAGUAAAAUCACACAUCACAUAAACUUUGGUCUUGAAUUUUUCAUGCGUUUGUCUGAGAUUUGAGCAGUUUUACAUCUACUUUCUCAGACUAUAAACAAAAUAUGUUUACCUUGUAAUUUGGAACUUUGCAUACUUACAGUAUGGACACCAAAGUAUGAUUGCCCCACCCCCCCACCCCGUUAAACUGGUUUAAUAGCAUCUCAUUGAACACUAUGACAGAAAAGUUGUAAUAGUGACUAUUAUGAUGAAUUUAAUCCACUGACUGUUGCAGGUCCGCUAAUGAUACAAGCAUGUCCAAUUGUUCAUGCUUAUUUUAGCAGCUGAAGAAGUGACAGUCUUUCACACCUUUUUCCUGCUUCUCCAGGUGUUCUCCCUGAUAUCGAGCAUUACUUUGGAAUCGAUGAUGAAAAGUCUGGCUUACUGCAAACGGGUCAGAAAACUUUAGUUGUCAAAUACUCUUCAUCUAUCACUAAACAACCAAGAGAAUGGCUGAAUGUUACUUUAAAGUCUGUCUUUUUCUGGAAACCUUGUGUGGUGAUUGAAUCAUAUUCAUGACUGCUUCUUUGGGUUUGCUUUGGAUUUGUCUGUCAUCUCAUAGUGUUUGUUUUGUGUUCUUUCAGUUUUUAUCUGCAGCUACAUGUUCUUGGCUCCUGUUUUUGGAUACCUGGGUGACAGGUACAACAGAAAGAUUAUCAUGAGUGUUGGCAUCACGUUCUGGUCUUUAGUGACACUUGCCAGCUCCUACACCCCCAAAGAUGUGAGUCAGAUUUAUCUUUCCUUAAACAGUCCCUGCUCUUUUUGUGACUUUUGAAGGAUCAUGUGAGAAGGUUUUAUCCUGGUAUUAAAAGUUUAAGGUAUAAAUCAUCCCCUUUGCCCCCCUGCAGCAUUUCUGGGCUCUGCUUUUCACUCGAGGCCUGGUCGGGGUUGGAGAGGCCAGUUACUCUACUAUCGCUCCGACUAUCAUCGCUGACCUCUAUGUGAAGGGAAAGAGGACAAAUAUGCUCUCUAUUUUUUAUUUUGCUAUCCCUGUUGGCAGGUGAGUUCAUAUUAUUGGUCCUUGUUGUGUAGCUGUGUUUGGGCUAGUCGGGGAAACCUUUAGGUGUCAGCUUUGUUCAUUUGGAGCCAGGAGGACUAUACUUGGAGCUUGAGUCACUUGCUUGGUGAUUAAGUUGCAUUGUCAACACAAAUGGAUGUUAUUCAUGCAGACUUUGUCUCCAAAUUUGAAUUGAUAUAAGAAACAAGUAACAAUACAAUUUUCACGGGACUCCAAUGAUCUGUGGUGACCAACAUGACCAAGAUGAAGAAGCGCAUUUUUCUCAAGGAUCCUUACUGAAUGACUUUGAGCUGACCUUUAGUCCACAACUUUUUUGUUGCUUUAAGCUUAAAAAGACCACAGCAGAAGAAAGGUUUUUUAAGCUAAAAUUCCUGUCAGGAGUGUUUUCACAUCUAUGAAAGAGAAUAAAAAUUAUCUUGAUGUCUUUUUAUGAUAUUCAAUAGCGACCAAGAACAUCAGCAACAAGAUAGAUCAUGUUUUAAUCUUGAACUUUACUGCCCGAAACUUGUGUUAGGGGGGUAAGUGUCCGCUGAGCAUCUGCAGAAACAGCCCUGUUCUAACAGUUUUAAAUUACAUAUUCACAGUAAAAGACACACUCGACUGUCAAAAGUCAAGCAUGGAGAGGACAACAUAAGCAAAGACUGUUUUGUCCACAGGGGGUGCCAAAAUUGAAAUUGAAUAAGGCCUAAAUGAAUCAUCAUACUGGUGUUACUCUAUGCACCAAAGGGUAAAACUUAACAGCCACAUUGUGAUUCAGCGGAGAUAUCAAAAUAUUAUGAUAUAUACAGUUUAUCUCGAUGAAGCAUGGAAAUAUGGGGAUUUUUGUCACUCUUGUAUCACUCAGCUCCAGACGGGACCAGGCCUGAAUUCAGUUUUUCAAUUUUUCAUUAAAUACCAACAGGGGAAAACAGGCUCAGAUUUUCAGCAGCAAAUGGUUGCUCAUUUAUAGGUCAACAAUGUUGGAAACGGGAAACAGCUUGAAAAGUUUGUAGCCACAGACUUCACUGGUGUUUAGGUAGAAAUUUUGACCCUGUUAGUCUGAGAUUUCCACUCUGCAAAGGCCUUUAGUUUUUCAUUAAAGACAUCAACAAUGAGUUCGUUUUGACAUUGCAAUACAAAAUCAAAGUAGGACAUAUUUGCAGUGACUCUUUUUGUGAUUCAACAUCUGUUAUAACUACGGAAACCACUUACACCUUCACCGAGAAUUCCCCCGCUAGCAGGGUCAGUCUUAAAGUCAAAACACCAGUGUCUUAAUAUGAUCAUGAUGACCAUAUUAGAAUAUCAUUGAUAUUGUGUCCACAGCUGGAAUAGUUUUAGUCCAAGAGGCUACUCCACCCUUAAAACACUAUGGCUUAUAUUAAAUAUUCAUGUAAACUGAUUUGCUCCAUUCCCCCCCCCCCUCCUCCUCGUUUCUUUAUCUUUCUUCCUAUCAGUGGUUUAGGAUACAUUGUGGGCUCCCAAGUCAGCAGUCUUGCUCAGGACUGGCACUGGGCUCUGCGGGUAUGUCUUAUUGUGUAAAUUUUGCUGCUUUGUUCUCCAGAAAUGCACACACAAGGCUGUAUCACCUGUAUCUGACCAUAUUCAAUGUUUGUGCUGUCCUCUCUUUAGGUGACCCCCGGACUGGGACUGAUCGCGGUGCUGCUGCUCCUGUUUGUUGUUAAGGAGCCUAAAAGAGGAGCCAUCGAAGCUCGACCAGAGCACCACCUGCACCAGACCAGCUGGCUGAAGGACCUGCAGGCUCUAAGCAAGAAGUAGGUUCUACAUCCUUUGUUUGUCAUGUUAAAUGGCGUAGUCUACCAUGAUGUUAAGAUGUGAAAGACUCGAAACACCAGUGGAAGUUUCACAUAUCACAUUGAUGCUUGCCACUCUUGCACAGAACACUGAUGGUACGUUUGAACAGUUUUUAGCAGCAGCUGUGAAAAGCAUGAUGCUUUGGUUGUUUGCAAUGUGCAAAGCAAUGCAUGUAUCGACUGUGAAGCCGACAUCAGGUGCCAAACAUGGCUAUGUGUAGUAGCUCUUUCUGUUACCACAAUGUCUGAGUCACUGUGGAACAUUCAUGUCACUGAACCUUAAAUUUACAGAGAGAAUGUCAUCAAAAAUCAUUUCGCAGCAGAAAAAACGUGUUUAGCAUUUUGCACAUCAGAAGACUAUUUUAAGUAAGAUCAUACAACUCUUUUGAAGCUGACUCUGCAUGGUUUUGUGAAAGCACUUAAAUAUGAAAACUUUUAAAGGUUUAUGCUGGGGUUUGAAAACUAGGCUCUAGUUCUGCUUUGUUGAAGUCACAUAAUAUAACUACACAAUUACUCAGCUUAGCAUGCAGCAGAGAAGCAGCUUCUGAGUGCUUUUGAGGAGAUAAUGGUGUUUUAAAAUGUGUUUAACUGUUUUAAAGACAGGGAUGCUGUGGCUUUUCUCUUCCCUUACAAUUGAACUAAAGUUGUCUCUUGAGAAUCAGUUCAUAUCAAACUUUAUUAUAAAGCUCUUUUCAUACAAAACGAUGUAACACAAAGUGCUUCACAGUCUCCUAAAAAACCAAACCAAUCCCAAAUGGAAAUAAAAUAGAUAAAUUUUAAUAUCAAAUAUCAAAAGCUAAACUAAAAAGGUGGGCCUUCAGCCUGCUCUUAAAACCAUUAACAUUCUCUGAGGUCCUCUUGCAGGCUAUUACAUAGGUGAGGGUUGUAAUACUGGGAGGACUCCUCACCAUGUUUGAGUGUUUCCUGACUGGGAAUGACUAGGACACCACUGUCGAAGGAGUCAGUGAAGUGUUACGCCCCAGUCUAGGGGUGCCUAGGGCACAACAUGAUAAGGCCUCAUCUUCCCCAAGUCCCAAGUAGCCACAAACCAGAGAUUCAUUUCAAUUUAAAGAAAAUGGUUUAUUUACAUUAAUUAGUAAAUGAACAUAUAGAUAUAGAAAAAUAACUAAGGCUGAGUGGUUAGGCUUCAGGGUGGACCAAGGCCAAAACAACAACCAAAAUGAUCCUGUCUGUGGAGUAAGUAACUAACCUAACCAAACAAAGGAAACGAAUGACAAAAGACUUACCUCCCUAACUAAAAUACACAGGAGAAAAUAAGGUUAACAAAACUGGCAGCCCACCCUUACUACUCAAAAGCAAUCACUACCAAAAUACACAACGGUUUAACACAGCAAAACAGUGUGGCCGGUUGGGAGAGGAGGAGGAUGAGGAAUGCCUGUAGCCCUGCCACCGGUGGCCGCCAUCUUGGCUCUUCAUAUAGCAGGUGGUUUUCUGUUUCAGCCAAUCGCUGUCCAGGACGUAGACCAAUCCACUAAUGACCGCACGGCUGUGGCACAUACCUAUUUGCAUAGGAGGUUGACACAAAAGACACAGGGCACACACACACACAGCAGACAGUCUACAAAUUAUGACCACAGUCAUAACAGAAGGUUCAUAAGGUAAAAGCAGUUCUGAGAGAUAAGAAGGCCCAAGACCAUUAAAAGAUUUGAAAACAAGUUAAAGAACCUUAAACUCAAUCCUAAAACACACAGGGAGCCAAUGCAAUGAUUCCAAAACCGGUGUAAUGUGGGUCCGCCCCCUGGUCUUCGUCAGGACAUGUGCUGCAGAAUUUUGCAGUAAUUGUAAACCUGCAAUAUUUUUUUGUUUUUUUGGGGAAGACCAGAAAGAGGGGCAUUACAGUGGUCUAUACAACUUGUGAUAAAAGCAACUGUCAAUGUUUCUGUGUUGGCCUGAGAGAGAAUAGGGCAGGCUCUGGCUAUGUUCUUUAGGUGAUAAAAACCUAUUUUUGUUAUGUUUUUAAUGUGUGGACUAAAGGUCAGCUCAGAUUAAAAAAUGACACCCAGGUUUCUCACUUGUGGUGACAGAUUAAAAGACAAUGCUUGUAGUUUGGGUAAGUUUCUCUCUCUGGUCCCUAGGACCAAUGACUAAAACCUCAGUUUUGUCCCAGUUAAGCUGGAAACAGUUUUCUACCAUCCAAGAUUCGAUAUCUAAAAUGCAGUUAAAAAGAGCAUCUAUUGGUCUUGUGUCAUCAGGAGACACAGAGUUGUAGAGCUGUGUAUCAUCAGCAUAACUGUGGAAGUUGAUUACAUGUCUCCUGAUGACACUGCCAAGAGGGAGCAUGUACAGGUUAAAAAGUACAGGGCCUAAGAUUGAACCCUGGGGCACACCAUUUUAUUUUAUGGACUUUGGAGGAGCACGUGUCCACACUUAACAUGAAGUGUAAAGAGGAACUUCCGCGUGUUACACACACCACUGGUAAUGUUUUACGAUACCAGCUGCCACCAGGGCCAUUCAAAAAACAUGUUGUAGAAGUCAUCUAGUACCAGAUGUAAAAAAAAAAAAGAAAAGCUAGAAACCCCCCUUGAACAGAAUUUGUUCUUACUGUGACUAGAAUCAUUGUUUUCAUCAGCUGUUUCUUAUUAUCACACAGCUGAUUUUUUUCUCUCUCUUUUUCUCCUCUGCAGCUACAGCUUUGUGUUGUCCACCCUCGGCUUUACAGCUGUGGCUUUUGUCACCGGCUCUCUAGCUCUUUGGGCUCCCACGUUCCUCUUCAGGGCCGCUGUGUUCAACGGGGAGAAAGCUCCAUGUGUGGAGGGGAACUGUGCUUCCUCAGACAGGUAAAUGUGGAGAACGAAAUGUUAUGAACUUAACUUCUGUUCCCUGAAAGAAAGGAACAAGGUAUAACACAUAUAGUAUGGAGUAUUAAGCCCCCGCGUGUCCUGACCAAAGACACCUUCAUUCACGCCUUUACAGCAGCUGAUCUGUGGUGAAGUAUGUGAGGCCUUGCUGGCACAUACAGUAUAUACAUGCAACACCACAGUCAUCCUUCAGUUCAAUAGCCGCUCUUUACCGAGCCUAGUUGCACAGUGGAGCAACCCAGUGUUGCGCCUUGUUCCUCUCCUUCAGGGAACAGAGGUUAUAUUCAUAACAUUUCAUUCCCUUUCAGUCAAUUCACUUGUUACAACACAUAUAGUAUGGGACAUAUAUACACUGAGCAGCCACUGAACCGCAGUCAAACCUCCAAGAACUUUGGUUCAUCAUAAACCCAGCAGAAAGGACAGAGUGAGCCACGGAAGGGGCUGUCACGUCCAAAUGAUAAAACUGAACAAAAGUGUGCAGUGAUGACCAGCUGGCUGCAGCGCAGAUAUCACUCACAGAAACCCCUUUAAACAAGGCCCAUGAGGCAGCCAUGCCCCUGGUUGAAUGUGCCCUCACACCUUUGGGCAACUGAAGUCUAGGGAGAUAGCCUCCACAAUCCAGUGGGAAAGCUGCUGUUUAGACAGCGCCUUGUCCUUGACUGGAUUAGCAAAAUAGACAAUCAACUGGUCUCAUAAACGCACACUCUGAGUGUGGUCUAUGAAAGUGCAUAGUGCACGCACAGGGCACAAGAAAUGUAACCUCCUCUGCUCCUCAGAUGCAAACGAAGGGGGGCAGUAGCUCAAAAGUCAUAGAGCAGGGAUGCGCAGAUGGCUGAGCGGGUUAGCAGCGGUCGCGGAUUCGAGUCUGCUCCCGUCCAUGUGCUGCAUGUCCUUCCUCCUCUCUCGAUCUCCCCAUACUUCCAACCUGUCCUAUCAGUAAAGGCAAAAACUCGCCAAAAUAUACUUUAAAAAAAGUCAUAGAGCUAUAGGCUGCAGGGGUAAUCUUAAGGCUAAAACAUACAGGAUGCAUGGCAGCAGCGUCACAUGUCACACAACAAAUAAUUGGCCAUUCUAAUCAAUGCAGGAAAGCAUACAGGCCGUGUAUCAGCUCUGUCUCAGCAUAGUAUCGAGCUACACGACGAGUCUCUUUUUGCUGUUCUAUGCUUCCAAUGCGCGCCAGUGCACACUGAGAAGAUCGCCCUAGAUAGGAAGUCAAGCCCAUGUCAUCCGGUAUUUCAAAUUAAAACACCAUAUGUGAACUUCGGACUGUGUAUCAGUUCAUGUAGAUGAGAAAUACUUCCUGGUCAUGGAUUUACCAGUAACACAGAACAAUCCGAAGUUCAAUUCCUGAUCCAUGUGGACCCCAACAGGACUUGAAGGUAACAGCACAGCAUAAAGGAACAUAGUUUACUUUAUUAAACACAAGUAAACCUUCAAAAACUGAAACUGUAAAAUCAUGUUGCUUUUUCACAUAUAGUAGAGGCUCAACGGUCACUGAAUUAUGUCCAAAUUAGCAGGAAAUAGACCACAGAAAGGCAAAACAACCUUUUAUGAGCAUGUUGUUUCCUCUAUACUGAGCCCAGCUGACUGAGGCUGCGCUAGGCUGCUGCAUCCUGUAUGUGAUACCCAGGGCUGCUCUACGGAGCAAAUACGGAACACGCACAAUAUGGAUCCUGUAUGUUUUCGACUUUAAGAAAAUACACUGCAUUUGGGUGCAAUGUAACCUUAGAUCUAUCCAGAGUGAACUGGGUACAAGAGAAAUGCAGAGACAAAGCUUGAAGAUCACCCAUUCACUUUGCAGAUGUCAAAGCAAGUAGCAGUGCAGUCUCGUAUGACAGAUAUGAAAGAAAUUUCAUAUCUGCAGACUCAAUAGGCUCAAAUAGGGGUCCACAAAGAGCUUCAAGCACCAGCACUAAAUCCCAUUAGGGAACGCUGGGUUAAAACACAGGUCUUAGCUUGCAGAUUCCCCUCAGGAAGCGCAUAGCAAGAGGGUGAGCACCUAGCAUCUUAUCAUCAAAGCCAACAUAGCAUGUAGAUAUAGCCGCCAAUUAAACCUUAAUUGUUGAGAAGGAGAGACGCUUUUCCAGCAGCUCCUGUAAGAAUGUUAUAACAUCCACGUAGCGUACAUUGUGGUCCUGACACCACUGCUCAAAAAAUGCCCGUCAUUUGUAGGCAUCUAGGCCCCUAGAAGAUGAUGCCAUUGCACUCUGGAUUAUUCCCACCACGUUUGGGGGCAGAUCCUGAGCUAUUAAGUCGGACCUCUCAUCAGGUAGGCAUGUAGCACUAAUGGGUGCAAUCUCCACCUUCUCACAAGAAGAUCCCCACUGGAGAGAAGGUGCGGCCCAAGGUUCAAGUGACCCGGCAAAUGUGUAGUCCUGAGAGACAGAAAAUGAAUGAACACUGCACUGCAACCCUCCUUCUUUUAUCAGACCAACGAAAGAACGGCUGUACCAACCUUUACUCCUUUCUGAAGCGGGAACAACUUGUAUCGCUCUCUUGUUGAACAAGUUGUUUCUUUCUUCCCUCAGAACUGCUGCUGCUUCCUCUACCACAGCUGUGUAUUACAGAAUAGAAGCGAGGCGGCUGGGCCCUGAACUGUAAUCGGUAACAUGUGCCAAUGGUUCUCUCUACCUAUGGUUAGACUGCGCAUGUGCACCACUGAGGGAGGUAAACAGUUAGCCGACCAGGUAUAUGCUGCUGACCAGCUGGGGCCCCAAACUCGGGAUUCUCUUAGUAGGAGGUGCCGGUGCCGGUGCAGAUAUGCUUGUUGUUUGGGCUUUGCAUCAUGCCUGGGGAUGAUACUGCUCAAAGCUUCAGUUUGCUUUUUUCUCAGCUUGAACUUAGCCUGAAUGGCAUUGAGGGACUGCCCAAACAAACCAUUGGCCUACACAUGCUCGUCUAGAUAGACAGCUCUGUCCCUGUCCGGAACAUCGGAGAGACUCAGCCACAGGUUCCCUUUGCUCCACAACAGUCAAAGUCAUGUCUCUACCCAUAGAGAGCACUGCACAGCGGGACACUUGGAAUCCAUGGUGGCCAUAACUUUAUUUAGGAAAGGGGACAGCGGACUGUCAGGAGGCAUGCGCGAGCCGAGUUCCACCAGACACAUUGCCUGAUAUGUCUGAAGCAUGGUGACGGAGUACAUUGCACGAGCCGUAUUUGCAUGGUGACAGAGCUCAGUGCACGAGCCGUACUUGCAUGGUGAUGGAGCUCAGUGCACGAGCCGUACUUGCCUGUGUCCUGUAUAUCUUCGAGAACCUGCACUGCUUGGACAGAAGCAUGAAGGGGCCACUGACACCACGGUUCUGCGCCAGGGCCAGAUAGGCUGCCAGGGACACCUCCAUAAGCGGAGGGUUAACCAAACCAGCUUUUCCAGCUCCAUCCAGGUCCAAAAACUGUCCACAACCAGGCACUAUGGCACAGGUAGACAGCGGUUUGUUCUGUGAGAGUUGAGUUCCACAACGAAAUCCGGUCACAUGGGCAAGCUGUUCUCAACAGUCCUCGGUUUGGGAGGAUGAAAAAAUUCCACGAACCGCAACGGUUUCUGAGCCAGUGGAGGAGAGGGCCAAUCCACUUCCAGUUUCUCAGCUGCACAGCGGUACAGUGAGAGGAAGGAUGUGUCAUCCAGGUCAACCGACGUAGCAGCGGCGGCGUACUGACCUGGAGACAACGGCUCCUGCGUGUCCUCCAAUAAGCCCUGCAUGUCCAGGCCGAUGUCCAGCACGUCAUCAUCCUCCUGGUAACAGGCUACUCCAGAUAGCGGCUGGCCAGCACUCUUGUAGGAGCCCAGCUCAAAUCCAGCUGACUUGUCACCACACUCCACAUGGUCUACCCAGCUUCAUGGGGCCUUCAACCAAGAAGUCCUUGUGGCCAGACUCGGACGAAGCUGGGUCCCUGGACUCAGAGAGAUGGGGGUCAUGAAGCGCAAGGUGGUCUUUCCUAACACUCUCUCCACAAGAUUGACCCACCUUUCCAGUGUUAAGCUCUGGCGCUGGAGACAGCACGCACGCGACUCGGGCUCAGUCAACGCUCUGCUGGCAUGGACGAUCCCCAGGCAAAAGGGGACUUCUCUGCACUGAUAACGAGACACAAAACCGAAAAGUGGAUGAAAUUACUGCCUCGUGGGUAGCCAGUGGCUAGCACCAAAAAAGGGCAUUUAAGCUAACUUCAAACUGGCAGUAGCCACAAUCAAGACCAAGCUUACUAACAACAGCUAGUUUGCCUGACCUGGUAGAGAUGUUCUCAGAGAGGAGAAGAGUGCAAGAACUGAGGAAUGACUGUGGUGUUGCAUGGAUGUAUGUGCAGGCGGGGCCCUCACAAAUGUGACCACAGAUCAUCUGCUGUAAAGGCGUGAAUAAAGGUGUCUUCAGUCAGGCCACGCAGAGGUGUGAUAUCCCGUACUGUAUGUGUUGUGCCAAGUGAAUCGGCUGAAAGGGAACUUUCUUUAUCAGUUAACAGCUAGGUCCCUGUUUGGUGAUAUCACAGGGACCUCUUUAGAAGGGACAAAGACUUGAGGUUUUUGAAAAAAAAUAUCAGUACCCUGACUCUGUUUCUCUUCCACAGUCUGAUAUUUGGGAUCAUCACCUGCAUCACGGGUGUUCUGGGCGUGGCUAGUGGAGUGCAGGUGAGUCGACAGCUGAGGAAGAGGACGCCCAGAGCUGACCCAUUGGUUUGCGCAGCUGGUCUGCUCCUCUCUGCACCUUUCCUCUACCUGGCCAUCAUCUUUGCUCAGAACAGCACCAUCGCUACAUACGUGAGUCGAUACAAAACUGAGUAAAAGAACUUACAAAAUGAAAAUAGCACUGAUACACUGAAUUGCAGCACACUUUGAUACUCCAUUAGUACUAUCUAAAUAUUCUCUGUAUACUCUGAUACAAGUGUCUGUGAAAACAGCAUUUUCCAGACUCUCAGAAUGAGACAUUAUUUCCUGCAUUUCCUCAAAGCAGCAGUGUUAGCAAUGAAGGCACGUCAGACUGUCAGGGCUCAGAUAGACAUGUGCCUGUCAAUUAUGUUUACACAGUGAGAUCCACUCAUGUUUAAAGAACAUGGAUCACCCACUUCAUAACACCUCGAUGGACCAAAGGGCCAAUGGUGGUGGAUGGCUCCUCUCACUUAGCUGCAGGACAGAAAAAGAUCAUAUAAUCGUUUGUACCCACAGCCAUCAGACUUUAUAUUUCUUCUGUAAAUAAUAGAUGACUUGAGACAUGAGACAAGAGACUACAGACAAUUAAAUUUCCCUGUGGGAAUCAAGCAAUGCCUCUGCCUCAACAAGUCCACCAACAGCAAAAGCCAGUCAUCUUCCAAAAGAAUACCUCUACACUCAGUGCUGGUGAACAGAACCAGUUGCCAGAGUCUCCAAUGAGAUUACUUUGCCUGACUGAUGGAGAACUCACUGACCUAUCAAAACAUGUGUGCUAAAGAUGCGACAUAACGGCAUCAUGCGCGGAUGAAAACACUUCAAACCUCACCAAGAACAGGUGAAAGACACCCCACCUCCACAAGAAGUAAAAACACAACAGCUCAGAGUAUAAGCUAGCAGGAUAGUCCGCAACUAGGAUGUUGAUGAGCUGUUUGAUUGUAAGACAACAUGAUUCAUAAUGUUAGUCUAUCAGUGGCAUCAAUAGAAGGACCCACCCUGUGUCUUAUAUAAAAGGACAAGCCCAUUAAACAUUCAAGUUCCACAGUAAUAAAUUUAAAACCUGCAGUUAUUUGGGGGUCUUAUGUGUGUGAUCAGGUUGCUUAAGAAAUGUGUAAGAGGAUUUGACCUGUUGGUAGAAUUAGUGUUUGUUAAUAAACAAUGAAAUCCAAACCGGAUCAACCUACAUGGUAGCCCUGUUUGUAAUCUAUUAGGUCUUUAAAACAGUAUUGGUUCAUUUUCAAGGCUCAUUUCAGUCUCAACUGUCAUGAUACAAAGAUUGGUGUCUCAGUUAAAAUGUUGGUGAUAACACUGUUUGCUAAAGUUCUACACAUUUUUUCUCCAACUAACAGAGAGUAAAGGAUGGAAACUGCAGCAUCUGACUGAAAUACAAUGUUUCUUCCUUAGGUGUUCAUUUUCUUUGGAGAGACGUUCCUGUCCAUGAACUGGGCAAUCGUGGCCGACAUCCUGCUGGUGAGGACCUUGUUUCCAUCAUUAUUAACCAUCACAGAGCUACCUGCUGUUCAACUGGUUUACCAACAAGGACAGUCUGUUAGAAGGUUUUAGGGGAGAAAUACUUGAAAUAAAAUCUCAAGAUAUUGCCUUGCUGUUUUUAAAAAUGACAACAAAGAAAAACCUGUAUUUGUGUUUUUGUCUGAUGUAGUUCAAGUUAAUCACACUCUGUUGGUCUGUUAGUACGUGGUUGUUCCAACUCGCCGAUCCACAGCCGAGGCUCUGCAGAUUGUUGUGUCACAUCUACUGGGAGAUGCAGGAAGUCCGUACCUCAUUGGUGUGGUAAGUCAUUUCCAACACAUACAGGAUUACAGUCCGAUUUUGUCAAAUAUCACAUCUUAUAUCUGCAUCCUUGAUCAUGGUAGGGAGUUUGAGAGAUGAUUUCUUCCAUGUGCCUGACACAUGUGCAGAGGAGUAUUUAUGUGCUACUGUUUGAAGUUAAUACAUUCAACAUCAAACUGAAACUGACUCCAGGUAUUCUUAAGAGGUUCUUGCAAGUGGAUUUUACCACCUUUUAUAGAUAGACGGUGUCAAGUCUUGCUUUCAACAAGGAAUCAGCACCGCUCUGUAAUCAUAUGAAAAUUUGAGGUUGCGCAUGAAAAACUGGGAAGAACCAAGACGUAGGGAAGUCAAGUUACAAAUGCCCAAGUUUAGAGUGAGUACUUUAGCUUGGUUUACAUGCAGCAUCAUACAGGUGGAUAAACCUGGUCUCUGUGCAUCACAGGUCUCUGACUCUCUGAGGAAGACUGACUCGUUCCUGUGGGAGUUCAGAUCCCUGCAGCUCUCGCUGCUGCUUUGCUCUUUUGCAGCUGUGCUGGGGGGGGCUUUCUUCCUUGCCACAGCCCUCUUCAUCGAACAAGACCGCAACUGUGCUGAGAACUACGUUCCCUCAGGUGAGACAGACUGUGGGCAUGAACUGUGGGUUAUGGGACAGUGAAUGUCUUAUGAAGCCCUUUAUAUAAUUAAAAAAUUAGGCUCCUCACACUUCAUAAAAACAGCAAGAACAAGUAAAUGUUCUGCUUUGAAAAUAUAGUUGUAGUAAACCAAAAAAACCACACACUUAACAGCAAUUUCUGCUCAGCUAUUCACAGUGACAUGACUUCUUGAGUGAAGCUAGAAGAGUGAAAACGGAUCAAAUUCUUCAGUGUGGUCUUAAUAUUAUUCAUACAAAAUAAUAUUAAUUUAAUUAUGAUGAUGAACCUUGGUUGAUUUUAAUCGGUAUCUUCAGACAGGAUGAAGGAUUUAGGCCGUCGGCUGUUAGGAAUUCAAGAAACACAUUAAAGUUAACAGCAGCUCAGCUCACAUCCCCUAUACUCUUCAUUGGAGUGGGAAAAACACAUGCUGAAAAUAUGCAUCCUGUUGUUUUUUUUCCUCUCAAUACUCUUUAUAUAGUUUUGUCAAAUCCACAAAAUGUGCAUGAAAAACAUCCAUCUCCACCCCUCAUCCCCCCUCUAACCCCAUCAGUGGGAGCUUCACUGUGCUUUAGUUUGCUGCAGUAGUCCUGGGGAGAGAAACAGGCAGGAUUAAAUUUUUUCUGUGUAGUUGUUGUUGUUGCUUUAAUUACGGGGUCCCUUUCAUUUUAAAGAGGACAAGACCCCUGCUGAUAAUUCAUCUCCCCGUUGAAACUGGAUGAAAUGAAUGAUGAAGUCCUGACCUCAUAACUGAGGUAAAGCAGGCCACAGCUUGGCUGACAGCCUCCUUUAACAUCCUGUAUUUCCUGGUAUUUGAAAUUAAACUGCUCUGUUCAGUGUUGAAUCAAAUCUAUUCAGCCUAACUAAAGACCAAAGAAUGGAGAAUGACUUCUUUCUAAGCUUUAACACACUUGAUUAACUGUACAGUUGCACUGAACUAAAGUCUGCUUUCUUCUGUCAUUGUCACCAUUUUCCGAUCAAAUUUUGUCAUGUGAUGGAGAUCAAGAUCCACAUAAAAAUGAUCAGAGCCAUCACUGUUUUCCCUCUCCUUUGCUUUGCUCUACUAUGAUACAUAUUUGACAGGGUGUAUUUAUUUGAUAUGAUUUGGACUCAUUCUCCUCAUGUUUCUGUCCACAGAGGAUGAGCCCAUUGUUGUCCCAAAAAGCGGACGGUCCGCUCGAGUUCCAGUCUCCAGCGUGUUGAUCUGAUGGGGCGUCUGGUCCAGUACUCUCCGGUGGUUAUUUAGGUUCAAGUUUUUAAUGGAUUAUCUGCCAUGCAGAGAGGUUUUAGGAGGCUUUUAAUUUUUACGCUUUGGACCUUAAUUUUUAUAAUUCUAACAAACCCUCGAAACAUGCUGCCACUUUUGGAGAAAUUUUUGUCUCCACAUCUUAUUUUUUCAACAUGACGGAAAUAUUUUAAGUAACAGACUCAAAAAAGGAGCAUUGGAGACGUUCUGUGGAGAAAAGUCAGCUCUGCUCCGUGGGACCUGACUGCUUCUUUCCUGAUUAACAUUUUUUAUGACCUGUGGAAGAAAAAAGGAUCAUCUGGGAUCACCCAGAAAUCCAGAGUGAUGCAGAUCCUCGGUUAAACCAUGACCAAAAUUCAGACCCCAAGUGUUUUUAUAGAGAAGACAAGCUUUAUUAAUCAGUUUUCAUAAGCGUGUGUUUGUAUAUGUUUUAAUUAUAACACUAACCUUCUUACAGUUAAGACAUCCAGAAAACAGGAAACACAGUCAGACCUAUUUAUUUCACAAGAUUGAGCCCUGUUUGAAUAUUUGCUUUCAUUCUAAUGUUCUCCAGUGUUGGAGGGAGUGUUGGGACUCUUGAAUCUGUUGCAGGUCUGUUUCUGUUUUCUCCUUCCGUCAGCUUGGAGCUUCAGCUUAUCGACUGAAGGGUUUCUUUCAGCUGGCUGAGCAAAUGUCAGAAAGGUUAUUUAAGACAGAAAAAACUUUCAAAUGAAUGUCAGUAUCAAAGUUGUUAACCUCAAAUUAUUUUAACUAAUUUUUUGUGGACUAUUAAAGGAGCAUUAACUUGUCA